CAACACUAUUGUGUACAAUAUGGCGACCGAAUUGCCAAGAUACAGCUGACAGAAAAUAAUCACUACCGAUUUAUUUAUUCGGAAAAACAUCAAAAUAUGUUGCGUAGUUUAUUUUAUAAGGAUAUUUGUUCCUAAACUGGACUUUUGUAUGGUAAAGUAAUAGUUCAUAUAUCUUUUCUUAAGUUUUCACAAUAUAUUUGUAUUGUCAUAAAUAUGACGUCGGUAGACUCGCCGUAGCCGUAGAGUAUUCUAACUCUGUGUAAGAUGGAUUGUGGAUAAGAUUGUAGUAGACUCAUAGGCUAGGCUAUUUUAGUAUCUGUAAAGUAGCAGUGUAUGGAGUUUUGUAUUUGCAGUGCAGGCAUAAGGCCUAUACUAUGAAUAAAUGCUUGGUUUACUUUAUUGAAAACAACACUUUAUUUUAUGAAAUUAAAAUAGUACGAACAAGACUUAGUUGUAGUAAUUAUUUGUAAUGGUCAAUUUAUACUUUACUUUACGACUACUACCUGAGUUUCAGUUUCUGUAUAUGAGAGAGAUCCCUUUGUUUAGUCAUGAAUUGUUACUUGGGUUAACUAAUUCUCUUUUUUUAUACGCUGACGGAAUGGAAUGGAAUUUGUAAUUUCAACUGACAGUUGAAAACAAGGUCCGAGUCUAGUCUGAUCAUUUGAUAAAUAGAUUUAGGAUUUUGAGAUUUGAUUUAUGGUGGAAAUUGUAAUAAAGUGUGUAAAAGUGUAUUCCAUGAAACUGGAAGUCUAGUUUUCAUUAUUUUGAACGUUUUAAACAUAAUUUUAAUCUUUUUAUUAAAAUUUGUGAUUUCUCAGUACAAGAAAAACAAAAAAUUCUUCAAUCUCUCCCAUUCCCCUCCCCAUUUUAGCAGAUAUGUUUGUGCACAACUUUUUUGACAAGGUCGUCAUCUGUGUCUGCUGUCAUGGCAACAAAGAUAGCAGCCAGGUAAAAAAAGUUGGGCACAAAUAUGGUAAAUAGUGGGAGUUGGAUGGCAUAAAUUUACCAUAUUAAGUAAUUUAUUUACUUAAAAUUUGGCUUUGACUGAACUAUUAAGGGCAUCUGAAUAUGAUUAUUCAUAAUGAUUUGUUAGAAUGAAUAUAAGACUCCAGCUUCACUAUAAUGUUGUUGGCCUCCAUAGGUCUUCUUGAGACUUAUGUUUGUUUGUUUUGUUUCAGAAUGGGGAGGGGGUGGUUGAGUUGGGGGGGUAGUGUUAAAGUAUUAUUUUUCUAAAGUUAACCAUCUUUUAUGUUUUUCAUAUAUUGUUAUACAAAUAUAUUUCACUUCUUUUUGUGUUAGUUUUAACCUAAAAUUGUGAAUCUUAAAGCCUAAAUGGCAACAAAAUUAAAAUUCAGUUUUCUCUAAGAUUGCAUUAAGACCCCUUUUUUAUACUUCCCACUAAUUAGUGGGGGGGCAGGGAUUAAACAUUUUGGUAAUCAGUUGGUGCAUAGGGUAAAAUAAAGCUUGGGAAACUAGCCAAAAGCAUGUUUAAAAUGUGCCGACGGUCCCCCCACUUUUUUUAUCCUCCUGUGCAGCUGUUAGAUUCAGUUCAAAGAAAUAAAUACAUCAAAAAUUAUUUCACACAAAAGCAACAGUGCCACCACGAUAAAGACAAAACAUUGUAUUGAUUUAUCUAAAAAUUUUUAAAAUAAUUAAAUAUCAUGUAUUUUACAGAUUUUUGGGUCACUUUUGGCUUUACUAGAGAUGUUAGAGAGUGUCAGAAUUUCAAGAUAAUCAUUAAAUGUACAUACUUUCUGCAGACCACCAAAACCACCCAGUACACAAGUAUGCAUAAUCUCCAAAAUCUACAACCCCCUCCCCACAGUGUGUACGUAAUGGAUAGACCCAUAUCAUAAUGAUUCAGAAGUUUAAAUCUAGUGGCUAAUUGUUUUUUUAUAAUCAUUAAAUAUCCUGGCAUUUCACACUGUAAUUUUCUAUGUGUCUGUGGAUUUCCCCAACCCCCAUUUGCAGCCAGGGGGGGGGGGGUUUAGAAAAUGUGUAUUUUGUCAGGAUUUCCUUUAUGGACAACCACAUAUGGAAAAUGUUUGUUUUAUUAUAUAUCUUUCAGCCAAAGUGGGAACUGGCUGGCCAAAUCAGGAAAUGGCCAAUAUCGCCUAACAUUGACUGGCCAAUGUCCGAUAUUUUCUUGAUUUCGGGAUUUAGCCAGCCAGUUUGCGAAAUGGCAUGUGGCGAUUGUCCAAAGUCAGAAGAUAAAGGUCAUGAUCAGAUUUUGGAUGUUGGUAUACCGUAAUGAUAAUCACAUUUUAUUGAUUAUUAAUUGUAUCAAAUUACCAAAUCAGUCAAAUUAGUUUAUUAUAGUAAAUUAUCAAUCUCUAUCAUCAUGUGUCACAACAAUGAACUUUUAUGAUAUUCCAAAUCAUACAGCAGUUUGUUAUUUUUAGAUUUGCAAUGAUUUGUUGAGCACUUGGUAGUGCCAUUGCAUUGAGUGUAGCCUUGGCCGCUGAUCAGUGAUUGUGAAGACGCGACGGUUCGUACUGAUUUUUCUGUGCCCACCGGUGAUAACAUGAUCAGUUUCUCGUGCAGAAUGGAAAACUCACUUUUUGAAUACUGUUGUUUGAGAACACCGUAUUCUAUUUCUAGCUUGUAGAAAGCGCCCUCGACGUUCAUAACAACUGCAAGGAUGCUUUGUGGAUCACCGCAACCUCUGUCAACAUCUGGUACAAGGAUGUAUACAUUAUCUCCAACUAUCGCUGGUGGGAAUUUUGCAUCUGAAUUUUAAAAAAAAUCUUGGCACCUUGAGUUUGCAAACUAGCAUGAGCUGCUGAUCUCAUGUUCCUGAUUUCUAUUUUAUUAUUAUUAUUAUUAUUAUUAGGUGGUUUUAUAUAGUGCAGUAUCCCAGCCUAGGGCUAGGCUCACCGCACUUCAAAUAAAAAUUAGCAAUUAAAGAAACAUAUAACGUUUAAAAACAACAAUUGGUGAAAAGCUUGACCACACCCAACCAAGUACUAUCUACCCCUGUCUAGCCAUGGACAGCACCCAGCAGAAUUGAGAGUUGUUUAUCAGUCAGAAGGGGGUGAGAAUGAGUCGAUUUAGUACUGUUUGAAGAGAUGGGUCUUGAGGGCAGAGUUGAAGGCUGUGACGGUCAUUAUAUAGCGGAUGUGUAAUGGGAGAGAAUUCCAUUGUGUUAGGGCACAGAAAGAGACAGAUCGUUCACCAUAUGUUUUAGUGCAUGUUGUGGGAACACAAAGAAUACGCAUGUCUGUGGAAGAAUGAAGCUUUUGAAGGGGUAAAUAGACAGUAAGAAUAUCAGUAAGAUAGGAUGAGCAUCAACCAGAAAAGAAGUUGUGACAGAGAACAGACAGCUUGAAAUCAAUGCGCGCCUGUAUAGAGAGCUAAUGAAGUGAGUGAAGUAGUGAAGUGAUGUGAUCACAUUUCUUUGUAUUGUCUUUAGAACUUAACUAGCAGUUGUGUUUUGAACUUUCUAUAGUUUUCUAUUAAAUUUUUAGUGAAGAAGAGAUGUACAACAGUCAAGACGAGAGAGAACAAGAGCACAGACUAAUGUUUUUGUUGUGAGGUAGUGGCGGAUGGAACUGAUCUGACGGAUAGCAGUGUAUGCAGAGCGGCAGAUGUGAGAAAUAUGAUUAUUGAGAGAAAUGUUGUCAGAGAGAAUGUAACCAAGAUUAUGACAUAGUCUGCAAGUAAUUUUCCAUCCGUACGCUUUGUCUGCUUCAUUACCUAUUCCACAAAUUGCGUGAACAUCACUGCCGCAGUAUCCACAAGAAUGGGCUGAAUUAAACUCUUUUUACACACUACACAGAAACUGUUUGCAUUGUUAGUCUUGCAUCAGCACAUCGAAUAUUGGACAGGGCUUUUGCCAAGAGAGUUACAACAGUCAAGUCAAUCUGUUGGCCAAAGGGCAAAAUGGCCAGUCGAUUCAGGAACUGGCUAAAUUUCGGGCUUGGCCGUAAUAUAUAUGUAUAUAUAUAUAUAUAUAUAUAAAUAUAUAUACAGUCUUUAGAAUGAAAUAAACAAAGACCUCUUUUAAAAGUUUAACUCGCUGCUUGAGACUUGAGUGGAUCAGCUGUUUUCAAUCUUUUCAGUGCAGUGACCCUUUGACAACAAUUUUCCAAGACCCCUUUGAUAACAAUUCCCUAGACCCCUUGAUAACAAAUUCCCUACACCCCUUGAUAACAAUUCCCUAGACCCCUUGAUAACAAUUAUAUAGACUCCUUGAUAAAAAUUCCCUAGACCCCUUGAUAACAAAUGCCAAGUUGUGGUGACCCACAACCAGGACUAUUCCUAUAAAUUUAGAAAAAAGUGUUGAGAAGUUGGGAUUGGGUGCAGGUAUUGAAUAUCAUUUACUGAUAUACAUUUUAUAAAUUUAUUGUCUCUUUAUACUCAAUGAUAAUCUUUCUUCAUAUAUAUUUACGAAAGAAUGAAAUUUUAAAAAAAAUUAUUGUGCUCUGUACAUUGUACAAGAAACAAUUAAAAGUUACAAAAUGUCGGUGGAAGUUACCAACUUUGAAAUUAUUUAAAAGAAAACAAACUGAAAAAUGUUGUUGUUGAGUACAACAAAAUGUUAAAAUUUUCGCAACCUAAGAGCAUAAAAUGUGUGAGAUGGUUGUGCUUGCUUCUUUUUUGCACAUUAAGAAAUUAUCUGGACAGUCUCCGCAAGAGCAUAAAGCAGACCAUUUUCUGAAAUAAGCUUUGCCUCUGUAUUUAGACUUGGCAACAAGAAAGCUUAAAAAAUUAGUUUCACAAUUUCAUGUAGUUGGAAAAUGAACAUGAUGUCAGAAAAUAAGAUGACAAUGCACAUAUUUUAAAAAUUGGAAUAAAAUAUUUUGUUUUAUGACGUUUUUUUUAAAAAAUUCUUUUCAGGUAGGCCCAUUUUGAUGUAGUUCUCAAGCAGUUCAAAUUGAAAUUGAAUACCACUACUUAAAAAAAAAAAUGACUGCUCUAACGUCUAAGCUUACAUCUUAUGAUAUAAAUUAUUCAUAUUCUUCAAGUUCAAGUGAGUAUGUCAAAAUGUUUAGCUGUGUCUCGUUUAAUUCUCCCAAAAAUAAAUUGAAAAUUAUAUUUCAUCUUGCACCUUACUUAAAGAUAAAUAGUGCAAACACAUGAUUCAAAAUAAAAUAGGAUCUAACUCAAACAAUUAUUUUAUAAAAAUUGAAACUAAAGCAUUUCAAUUUAAUUGCCUUGAGGUCUAACAAUAAGUUAAAAGAACAACAUUUUAAAUUUAGUCAAAUUUCAAUUCAAAAUUAUUUAAAAAUCUGAUGUUGAUAAAAAAAGGAAAUAUUAUUCGCAUCAUAUUGUUUAAGGGUCUUCAAAUCAAGCAUUUCCAACCAGUGGAAGACCCACCAUCUGAUACAUUUAUGCAAUUUACGGCUUUAUGGUUUUGAACAUUUGUGGUAGAAUUUUUCAAAAUGUAUCACCUUACAGGAAUAAGAAUGUUUUCAACUUUAAUUAAGAUUAUAACAAUUGACUGCAUGGCAUUACAUCUGUUGUUUUUUUAUCCAUUGCAUUAAUUAUACUCUAUCACAGAAAAUAAGGAAUGUAAAAAAGGAUGAAAAAGCCUAGUAGGCCCAAUUUCAUAAUUUCAUAAUAUUUUGUGCAGUUUUUCUAUAUUAUAUUUUUUUUUUAAAAUUAAUAAAACUUAUUUGGGAUAAAAAAAUUUAACCAAUGCUAAGUAAGUAAUAUUUGUUUUCAAUAUUUUAUUAAUUUUUAAAUUAAAAAGAUUCCCAUUUCUGUUCUGUUUGUUUUUCAAGCCCAGUUUUACCAAUAUUGAGAAGAAUUAUUUCAUACAUUUUAUUAUAUUUUUUUAAAAGUUGAUGAAAGAUGCAUAUAUAAUAUACAGGCAUUCCCCAAAUAGUGAUCUGUGGACCGGUGCCGGUCUGUUAGCCUUACUUUGCUGGUCUACACAUUAGUCAAGAGACUAGAGGGACAGUGACACGUUUAGCAUGGUUUCAAAAUAGUCUUUGAAAAUCAAGAUUUUCUUUAUUAUAAAAAUUACCCAGGUUGUACGCAUCAAAGGAGUCUAAGAAGCUGACAGUAUGUUCCAGAUUAAAAAUUUAAGAGAUAUGAAAUAUAUCAAUGAAAAGACAACAAACAAAGCCAAACGUAUGGCAUAAACAUUUUUUGGCAUACAAGAUCAUGCAUGAUGCCAGAUAAUACAUAUAACAGUUGGAAAAGGUGACUAAAUCCAUGUGACCAAAGAGGAAAUCACAAGCGUACCAUACUUUUGGGCUUUUUUAUGUCUGAAAAAUAUUGCAAGUUUUCAUCACUUAUUUUCAUGCAACACACCCCCACCCUGAAGGGGACACACUUAGAAAGCUCUUUUCAUUAGGGCAUGAUGUGGUUUUUACAGACCAGUUGGCGUUCUGGGAAAAUAUCUUUUCCAGCUUAAAUGAGCUAAACAAAUCAAUGCAAAGAAAUAUGGUUUACAAUGGCCAACAAAAAGGUCAUAAACAAAAGCUAGAGGCUAAGAAAAGUCGUCGAAUAUCAGAAAACUGUUUUGAUAUGCUUCACAACUUAGCAGCAGCCAUCAUUGAUGUAGAAGAAUUAAAAGACAUAUCGCUACAAAAACUCAUAGCUGAAUACUUACCGACUUGACACAUCUCUAGAAAAGGUCAUAACUGAACACUUGACCAACUUGACACAUCUCUACAAAAACUCUAAAUGAACAAUUGUCCAAACUUAAAAUUUUGUUAUAUGCUGCAUAAGACCACUAGUUCUAAUCAUUUAAAAAAAAAAGAUUUCCCUCAUACCUCAUGUAACACAGCAGCUCACAAUAGGCCUACUGAAAUAAACAAUAAUUUAGUCAGAGCAGGAAACCUUAAAUGAAAAUACAGAACAAUUUAAAUAAAGUUUCAGCUGAAAGCCUCCAUCUGCUGAAAAAAAAAAAACACAAAAGAGAAUGAGAAAUUAAACAACCCCUAAAAACAUAGUUAGAUAAAUACUUUAUAAAAGGUAAUGUCAAGCAUUGAGGGUGUGUGAAAAUAAGAUAAAACAUGUCAUUAAAAUAACACACUUUAUAAGAAUCCCAAUUAGGGCUCUCUCCCUUAAGGCUCGGAACUCCACAUUUUUUUCACACCACUGAACUCUAUUAAUAUUCUAAUGACCCACCCACUUUUAUACUGCAGAUUUAUUUCACCAACAACUUUAGAAAAACAAAAGAAAAUAAUAUGCACCAAAUUCACUUGUGAUAUUUUUUAAAAAAAGAAUUGCAUUUAGCACAGUUAUCAGCAAUUUUAUUUUACCCUUGAAAAAAAGGGAAAAACAAAUUUUUGUGGGUUGGGUUUGCUGGCUUGGACUGAAAAUUUGAUAGAAUGUUUUGUCUUUGGCAACAAGUCCAUGUACCAAGUUUCAGCUCAAUAGCUUGAUGGGAAGUAGGUCAAUAGGCCCUCCAAAAAUUUUGCCACCCAGCCAGCCACAAACAAAUGUGAAGUUAAUAUAAAUUAUUUAAAAAAGUAACGUAACUUGAUUGCUGGAGGAAUGAUACACUACUUGAGUAGUGACAGGAAGUUGUCCAAGACCAAAAUAAACUGAGAAUUUUGGUAAACUGCAUAUAAAAAUAAAUCAAACCCCCUCCAGUUAAAUUUACUCUAAAAUUAAUCAACUAAUAAUGUAACAAUGGGCUGUUGUUUUUUAUAGUGGCUAAACAGAUGUUUAAAUAUCUUUUUAUUAAAAGAUUUUAUUUCACUUGGAAUGUGGGUUGUUUGAUCAAAGUCUUUAAAAAUUCAAGCCAAAGUUUCUCUAAGUUCUGCUUAUCCUAUAUAGAAGAUAUAUGAUACAAAGUUUAGUACUGAAGUAAAUUUUGAUCUAUAAAAAAUUUGCACAUUCUUAAAUCACCUAUUUUUAUAAAUGUGUAGAUACAAAUUUGAAGCUAAUAUUUGAUUAAAUAAAGCUUCAAGAAUAUAGCAUAGCCAUAAUAACAAUGGAAUAACUUUAACUACUUUGGGUUUCUAAUUUUAACAACAAAAUAUAACAGCUGGUUAGCUAAGUUGGCAGCUUUUUGUGAUGAUAAUGUGAAGGUCAUGGGUUACUCCCUCAUUCUGAUCAUUUGUUUGUUUGUUUGAGUUGUCUUUCAGCUAAUAACAAUGGUGUAAUUUAGUUUCCAUUUAUUUUUUGCGUGUGUUAUAAACAAACACUCAUGUAGGGAAAAUGUUAUAAAAGUUAAUGUCUAUCACCCUCAAUCUCAUUGAAUUGUUGAUUCUUUUUGUGCAUGUCCCUUACUAAUUAAAAGCAACAUAAAAAGGAUUGGGAGGGAUAAACAUGGACCAGAAAAGUUCCAUUAGCUUGAUGGACUGCUGGUCCAAUCAAUGAUUCUCCAUGGCCCAACUCUCAUACUUUAGUCUUAUUAUAUCACGAAUCAAUGUGUGCAAUGUGUAUGCUAUAGCCAAGGGAUACAAUCAAUGGCAGACUCACAGUUAAUCUAAUCAACCAUGCCUAUCAUUUUCUAUUUGUUUUCUUGUUUUAUUUAUUACUUUUGUUAAUUAAGGUAAAUUGCAUUCUCUGAUAGAAACAUCAGAGUUACUAUUUAAACUUAAGAGGAGUUCUCAAGCACUAUAAAUAAAGAGAUCACUAAAUUUUUUUAUUUUAUUUUAUCCUGACAUUGAAAUCAAAUAGGUUUAAAAAUACUUUUUUUUUUUUUAAACAUAUUGUAUUUAUAUCACCAUUGCUUGGUUACAUAUUAUAGAAAAUUUGAAAUGUCAAGGAAGAAGAGAUUUUUGUGUCAUUUUUUUGUAAAUAAAUAUUUUAAGCUAUUUUGUCUUAAAUAUUAUAAUCAUGGAAAAUUUUUAUAAUGAGAUUUAGAAAUGCAUCUCUGCAAUUUAGUUAGCAUUGUAAAAAGGAACUAAAAAACAAAUUAAUGGUGUAUUUGUGUUUUAAAAAAGUUCUAGUAUUAUGACGUUUGCUUUAGAUUUUAAUUUAUCUUCCAGUCCCAAUUAAAACAAUUAUUUGUGUUACUCUUAGAUGUCAAAUUUGAUAUCAGCCACAAAACUGCACUGCACAGCACAAAAUGCUCAAAGCAAAAUGAAGCUAAAGAUAUAAUUAACUUAAAAGACUUACAGAUGAAGCCGCAAAGACCAAAAGAGUGGGAACUUGAUGUGCGUUCCCUUAUAUCUUCCCGAAAAUGGUUGCAAAACUAUGGGCUUAAAAAGAAUCGUCUGCAACUUAAUCAAAUUCUCCCAUCUAUUGGGUUUAAAAUUAGUGAUGGUAAGAAAUUGCAAUUAAUUUACCUUGAACUCAGAAAUAUUAUCUAUAUAUGUUAGUGAUCUAAAGUUCACAGUGCCAUGUAUUGAAGUCAGUACUAUAGUGAUUUUAUUCAAAUUAAAUAUGCUAAACUUUUUAGAAAAACUUAAAACAAACAUAAUUGCACCAACCGCAUUUCAUUUUUAACUUUUAAUAAUAAUAUGUGAUAAUGUUUCCUCAAAGAAUUUGAUGAAGCUCUGAAAAAACCUGUUAGCUCCCGUUACUGUGAAGGGCAAUUCAGCCAGCUGUUACGACCUGAUGGAAGAACUUUUAAUGUAAGUAGAAAGUUUUCUGAGUAUUUUAGCUAAAUUUUAGCAUUCAGCCUUUUUCUGGUUCAGUAUUUCAUAUUACAAUUAGUAUUUGACAAAGGUGCAUGGAAAUGACCUAUAAACAUUUUUAAAGAGCUAUUAUUAUUCCUCUCCAACCUAUUAAAAAUCACUAAUUUAAAUUCACUAAUUUAAAUUUGCAAAUUUAAAAUCAAUAAUUUAAAAUCACUAUCCAUUGAAAUGGUGUCAUGUUUAUUGACAUAAAAUUUUUUAAUACGGAUUCUGUAUGAGAUUUUGUCUCCUUUUAAUUUUUCUGUAAAGCUGUUUAUAAAAUCUAUAUUCAAAAAACAUUUUUAUGGUUGAACUAUGUCUGCAUGUUGAAGCUUAAAUGUCAUUAGACUGAUGGAUGGUAAAGGAAACUUGUUUAUUACAGUGGAGGACGUUUAUUUUGUAUCAGUUUAAUGCAACCAGUAGAUCUAAAGUGCUUUUUAAAAAAUGUAUCUUCUUCAAUUAAAGAAAUAAUGUUGUAGAAUAAGCACCUGAACAAUCCAUUUUUUAAAAUAAAUCUAGGUCAACUGCUCGAAGGACAAACUCCUUCAACUGGAGAAGCGUCUCCUGCAGUCUGUCAACCUCUUUAGAAGGAGAUUGGAAUGGCUAACCACAGAGAGCAGGAGAAUAUUUGGAGUGAUUGAAGAGCGCUCAAUCACAAUAGUUCUGGACAUUCAGAACAUGGACCCUGAACUCUUUGACCAGUACAGAGUUGCACUUGAGAGGGUCAUAAGAGAACAAGUAUCACAGAUUGCCAAAUUUAAUCUCAUUAGGUUAGUUUUUCUUAAUGGUACUUGUUUAAUGCUAACUAAUGUAUUUUGAUACACGCUUCGAGCUGUUCUUUUAUUUCAUAUUGACUUUAAUUUGACCCCCUAAGCACAUAGAGAUAAAUACAUGGUCCUUUAUAAUAAUUUAUAUAAUUUUUUUUUUCAAUUUGACACUACUACUCAUCCUAAUAUGCAAUUUAUUUUGGUGAAAAAAUAAUUAUAUGCUGCUGGAAAUAUGCAGGAAUAAACAAAAGGCAUCAAUGUUUUAAAAAAAAAAGUAUCUGAAUAUUUAAGACAAUUAAGCGAACAUCUAGAAUAAGGCAUCUAACAGGAACAUCUGCUAAAUUGUCUUGCUUUUAUUUUCAAGCCUAAAUCUAUCUUGUUCCACUAUUUAUUUACUUUGCACGGCUUGAACCUUUCCCUCAAUUCUUAUCUUGAAUAUUUACAGCUAUUUGGAUUGUUAUCAUUUUUUAAAAUAAAUAAGAAAACUUAAAUGGAUGAGAAGCCAACUAACUCCGUAAACAAGAAAGUUAAUUACUAUAAUUGUGUCUGUUGCACAUUGGAUUUUUAUGAACUAGAUUAAAGCUUAAUGUUUUUGUUUGUUUGAUUGUUUUAGAGCAUGUGAGGACAUUACAUCAUUUAGCCCUGAGUGUGUACCAGUAUCCCAUGAUACAGUUGAAAAUGCUAUAGAGUGGAUGUGGAGCCUAGAUCGCAUGGUUAAAGUCGCCAACUCUUCAGUAGCUGAAGCUGUUCUCAGAGCUUUUGAGGAUAACCAUGUAUGCUAUAUUAUGUUUAAUAGAAGGCUUAUACAAGGUUUGACUGCAUUCUAGGUUAAAAGUAUUAAAAUAAAAUAAUUAUGGGUGAAUCUUUGCUAACAAAAAAUAAUUAAUCUUUUAAGGAGAAACCUUUUAUCAGACGCUAAAGAUACAUAUUUUAUAUGAAAAAGAAAUAAAAGGACAUAUUUAUUUAUCCUUUUCUAUUGCAUUCUAAAAACGUAGAUAUGCAAUUUUUAAGUUUUUUUGUGCUUCUUUUGAUCUAUCAUUUUAAGAAACAUUUAAAUGAGACAAAGUUUUAAAAUUAUGAAUAAUAUUAUUUCUUGCAUUUUGCUAGAUUGAGGCAGUUUACCUGUACACUGAAGGGACAUCAGUUGAAUGUGGGAAAGAGAUAUUGAAACAGAAGGUUAGUGGCUAGUAUUAAUAUUUCAAUAACCACAUUUGAAGACUGAUUUUGCUCCAGCGUCUGCAACAAACGUUCGGUCUCACUGAUACCGCCCUGUGUUGGUUCCGAUCGAAUCUGACUAAUCAGGUCCAGUCAGUUAUUUCAAACGACUUGACCUCGAAGAAAUCUAAUAUCGAAUUCGGAGUACCCCAGGGCUUAGUCCUAGGCCCGGUGCUUUUCACGAUGUACAUUCAGCCCCUGGGUGCAGAGAUCAGGCAGUUUGACAUUGGUAUCACAUGUACGCGGAUGAUACACAACUUCAUCAAUCCGUGAUCCCUUCUCAGUUCCCUCAGCUGCUCAGUAUGACACAGAAGACAAUGGAGUCGGUUAAGCACUGGAUGACCAUAAACAAGCUCAAAUUAAAUGAUGAUAAGACUGAGCUGCUCCCCAUUGCGACCGCUCAGAAGCAAAAAUCUGCAAAUAACACGACAUCCAUUACUCUCUCAGGUGUGCGUAUUGAGUUAGCUCAAACAGUGCGGUACCUGGGUGUCUACCUAGAUAGAAGACUAACUUUUGAAAGUCAUAUUAACAUGCUAUGCAAGGCGAUUUUUCUGGAGCUGCGCAGGAUUAGUCAAAUCAGGCCCUUCCUAACAAUUGAUACAACAAAGAGGCUGAUGUCUGCAUUUGUGCUAUCACGCAUGGACUAUUGCAAUGCUCUCAUGGUGGGUCUUCAUGGAGCUGCGCAGGAUUAGUCAAAUCAGGCCCUUCCUAACAAUUGAUACAACAAAGAGGCUGAUGUCUGCAUUUGUGCUAUCACGCAUGGACUAUUGCAAUGCUCUCAUGGUGGGUCUUCCAGCUACACUCCUGGAUAAAAUUCAAAUAGCACAGAAUAAUGCGGCUCGCAUUGUUCUCCGCAAACGCAAGUUUGACCAUGCAAAAACACUUCUGAGAGAGUUGCAUUGGCUGCCAGUGCUAUCUUGCAUAGAGUACAAAAUCGCAACUUUGUGCUACCGCUGCUUACAUGACCUGGCGCCGUCCUAUCUGAAAGAGCUGCUGACGCCUUAUGUACCCACUAGAGAGCUCCGCUCAUCCGAUAGUGGCAAACUCUCAACACCAUGUGUUUGCCUUGAGACUUACAGAAAGCGCACUUUCGCAUUUGUUGGUCCAACAAUUUGGAACACCCUUUUUAUCGAUCUCAGAAACAACCAGAAACUGGAGUCCUUUAAAACCGAUUUAAAGACACAUCUAUUUCGCAAACACCUUCUGGGAUGAUUGUCAACCUUAUUUUCCAGUUAAUGCAUAAUGACUGUGUUGCGUAUGGUUGAAAUGGCUAGAAAGACUUUGCCAUUAUAUGCUUGUAAUUAGUUUUUGUAGUGUUGCGUUUGUUUCAAAUGUGGUAAAUUAUAGAUUUGUUUUUUGUUGAAUUUGUGCCCCUCUUCGAGCCUUUGGGAAUGAAGCGUGUUUUUGAAAUAAACUUUAUUAUUAUUUUAUUAUUAUUUACAUAAGUGACAAUGGUUAUUUUUAAUAUUUAUUUUCAAUUGUUAAGUAAUAUCGUAAAAAUUAUAACAAAUUAAUAUUAAUAUUAUGCCAGUUAAAGUUAAAUUAAAAAGUAAUCAAAAUUUCGCUCAAAACAAAAACAAAAGUAGCAAUGCAGAAACUCUGUAAUCUUGAAAGUGUACGUCCAUUUGUCAAAGAUGCUUAGCUCUAGUCUCCAUGUGUUCCUAGAAGUGAAAAUGAUAAUAUGAUGGGCAGUAAUUGGAAGUGGGUCUCUCAGAAGAAGAAGAAAUAAUUCAUAGUUUAUGAUUUUGCUCUUACGUAAGUGAUCAGAAAGCGUGAUCAUGUUUGAAAAAAGUUGGCAGAACAAUUCAGAGAGAGAAAUUGAAUAAGACGGCACCAAAAUACAUUCACACCCUUUGAUCACUUAUGUUUUGUGGAAAAUAAUGCUCCACUGACUACAUUUCCUUCUGUUGAGGGACCCAUUUCCAAAAACAAACGCCCAACAUCUCUUCCAUUUCACUUCUGUAAACAUGUCUGCAGUUGUAGCCAUGCACCAUUGAUAAACGUGUUCAAUAUGUGGGAAUUUCAUCACUGUUACUUUUGGCACAAGCUUAAUUUGGGAAGCUUUUGAAAAGUACUGCAAUAAAUGUUAAAAUUAAUUUAUUUUUUUUUUAAGUCAGUGAAAAAAGAAUGUUAUCUGUCUCACUUGGUCACUAUUUGAUUUCUAAAAUUAAUUCUGUCACUUAAGCCUGGAGUGCAGGCUUAAUCAAACUCUAUUUCAAUAAUUGUUAAUCUCUAUUUGACUACAGGUUUCUAAUGCCCAGAGAAAAGCACCCGUACAUGUUGUUUCUUUCAACUGUGAUUCGUCCAACACAAUCAGUUUUUUAAAAGACUUUGUGAAGAUGGCAAGUGGCAGGUGAGUUUUCUUUUUAAUAAAAAGUUUUCAGGGUAGGUCAUGUGUUUUCAGGGUAGGCCAUCUGUGUUUUCAAAAUUGCCGAGGAAAAUUUAAGUGAAAUUAAACUGAACUAGCUUUAAAGUGGAUAUUCAAAGUGUGAUAACCGGAAGCAGUGAAUUAAGAAGAUGGAAUGACCACUAAAUAUUUCUUUCUUUUAUUGUUUCGUUUGUUACAGAAAUCAUAAUUUUUUUUUAAAUGUUAAUUUUUAUCACAAAGAUAAUUACAUUCAAAACAAGUAAUUAAUUUUUAAUUUUAUUCUCGAGGUUUCAUGCCUACGGCCUUAUAAUGGAGUUAGAUGUUUAUGAAACACAACCCAUGGAAGGUCAAACAAAUAGGGCAAACACAAUUCUUAGAAGAAAAACCAUUGGUGGCAUCCCACCAGGAGCCGGGGUCAGGGAAGAUGUUAUAUUUAUAUUUGAGGAGUUAGAGGAGGCCCGAAGCAAUCUGACCCAAAUUCGAAUGCUCAUUGACAAAGUUCCAGAGCCUGGUAGAAGUUCUGCAGGUAAUAUAUUUCAAUCUUUUUAUUUCUGUGAGUUAACCAAUUAAGGCAGACUAACUUUUGGCUUUUAUUUUGUCAAAACAUGUUCAAUCUGACCUGCAUUGGUAUCAAUGGUUCACUUAAUGCUUCUUUUCCCCCAUUAUUUUUAAUUUCAUAUUAAGUUCUAAGUUUCUUUUCAAAAUUUUAAAUUUACAUUAUCCUGUAAGUGUGAAGGUUGCUUGCUACUUCUUAAAUCAUGGGUUUACAAACCCGCGGACUGCAUACAGCCUUUCACGUCAAAUAUUGCAGCUGGCUGAUGCCUAAUUUAUCACAAUAAAUAAACUUAUUUGUUCUUCAUUCAAAUGACAAAGAAAAGUGAGACAAAUGAUAAAAUGAUGUCACAAUAGUUUAGUUUUAUUUUGUUUUGUUAUUUUAGUAUUUCAUUAUGUGGGUUUAGGAUAGAUUAUUUCAUUAUGUGGGUUUAGGAUAGAUUAUUUCAUUAUGUGGGUUUAGGAUGAAAGUUUAUAUACAGCAAUUUGGGGGUGUUUAUUUUAAUGAUAAGGUUUGAUGACGUGCAGCCUGAAAACAGUUUACUUGCUAUCAAAGUUCCCAGCAAAGCCUCUUGGGUUGGCCACCCUUGUUUCAAAGGGUCACCUGGCGUUAUGUGGGGGACCUAUUAUCUUAACAAUAAUUCUGAACUGAUCAUUCCCAUUAGUGAGAUUAAAGCUCCAGACUCACAUGUCAUGCAUACAAUUUUUAGAGUAGUUCAAUGAUGAAGAAGUUGUAAGAGCAUUAAUUAUUUUCACCUUAAAAGAAAAAAAAUCAUAUUCAUCUAGUCACUCUAGUAAUUUACCUUGCUUGAAUCUGAAGCCUUUGAUUUGAAAUUAUUUUUAUCAUCAACUUUGUUUUGUGUGAAUUGAAUUCACUUUGAAAUGAUGUCCUUAAACAUAAUAUCAAUUUAGAUGAACCACCUAAAACCAAGAGAUCAUUGUCGUCAAAAGAUGAGCAGUAUAUGAGCUCUAAGGAAUGGCUGGACGUCUAUGGCCUGGAAGUACGAAAGCUUGGACUGUAUGACAUCCUGUCAACUGUUGCCUUCAAACACCAAGAUGGCAUCAUGGACAGCAUGCACCCACCAAACACAGAGACCCAAACUGAUGCUGUGAGGAAUGUUUCUUCUUCUUUUCUGCUUCAGUCUUACAUCCACAUCAAUAAAAAAAACACACAAAAAAACACAGCAUUCCAAUAUUAAAUCUUACCAUAUAUUACCACAUAUAACAAGAUCCAAGUAUAAUGCAAACCCUUAAAGCUAUGAGUUCUAAAAUUCCAUGUCCUCAUUGUACUGUGGUCAUCGCCAUACAUCUUCGUUAAUAUCCCUUCAAGGAGAACUACGGUACUGGUUCUAUGCACAUAUACCAUGCACGCUUCGUCACAAAAUGUGGGUGGGCUGAGAAGAUUUGGUUGUAUAGGCAUUAGUUUAUAUUGUUUAUCAGUAAUGAAAAAUAAUGUUAACCCUUAUUUUAGGUACCAUUUUUCACCGUAAAUUCCUUGCAUUAUACGCAGUAAUUUACAGUAAUCUGGGAAUCUUGCCUUUUUGAAAUUAUUAAAUAUACUCAUGAUAUUCAACAAAACAUAAUUUAAAAAAAAGGAAUAUUUCACAACUAACUUAUCCAGGUUAUAAGCCAGAAGCUGGUCAAUGCCCGUUACUGUGAAAAAUUUCCUGUUGUGAAAUGGAGAGACGGGCAGACUGUUCAUGUCCAAGUUACCCCAGAUGUUCACAGGAGCUAUGAGGAGAAAGUUCAGGUGGCACUGAACAAAAUACAGCAGAGGUUUGAAUUUUUUUAUGUACUUCUAACAAAGUGCUUCUAAGAAAUCAAAUUAGUUUGAACUGUACUUAAAUAUGAGAAAUUUAGUACUUAAAUAUGAGAAAUUUAGGUAUAUUCUAACAUGUAUAAUGCAUUCAAAAAAUUUGUAAAGUUUAAAACUCUUUUUCAACUAACUUCUGCACUUGUCUUGCAGGAUUGAUUGGCUAAAUAAAGGAAGUCGAUCUCUCUUUGGUACCCUUGUGGAAGACCAAAUAUACAUUCUUAUUGAUACAUCAGACUCAAUGAGACCAAGCUUGGGAUUUGUCAAACAAAAAAUAUUGGUGUUAAUGCAGGCAAGUUAGACAUUAAAUAAUUUGGUCUCGGCAAAAGUUGGUAUUAAGCUUCUAUAAAUAUGUGUUGACAUCUUGAGCUUUCAUCAUGAGGACACAAAAUAUGUAACAUACUUGUUCCUUAUUUCAUCAUUUAUAUUUUUCAAAAUAGUGUACCAUCAUGAAUAAGUGAACUGUAAAAAAAAAAAUGUGUAAUAGUGAAUUCUGGUUUAGUAGUGAUCAUGUAGUAUAAACAAUAUACAUGUGUCUCAAAGCCAGCUCCAAGAAAGGCUUACACCUAACCUAACAUAUCAGUGAAGAGACAGAAUCUCCAGUGUAGAUAUUCACAUAUUUGGACAGCACCCUCUCCCAGUGAGUAAUAUUAGAAGAAGGGAUCAACAACCGAAUUUCCGAAGCAAAUGUUCCAUUUGGAAGGUUCCGCAAGAGUGUCUGGAAGGGAAAGGGUGUUAGUCUUGUCACUUAGCUGAAAGCAUAUAGGGCAAUCAUAUUAACAUCUCUCCUCUACGCUAAUGAGACGUAAACAGUGUACAGCAGACAUGCUAGACAGCUAAACCAUCUCCGCCAUCUAUGCAAACUUCUUGGCAUAAGGUGGCAGGACACAGUCCCUGAAAUAGAAGUCCUACAACAGGCUGACUUAUUCAGAAUUCACACAAUCCUACAAAAAGGAUAAGUCAGAUGGGCAGGGCACGUUGCAAGAAUGCCCGACAGCAGAGUUCCUAAAAAACUAAUGUUCAAUUAACACUCCAGAGAGAAACGUUCAGUGGGUGGGUAGAAAAAAUUCUUUUAGGACUGUUCAUGGACAUUGACCUGAAUUUUAGGAAAUGCUUGGUAUGGAUUGUACAAGCUGGUGAGCCAGGCUCACUGCUGGAGCACAAUCCUCAGAAAGUAAAUGCAUCCCUCAUGCCCAAAGAAGGAAAAGCACAGCACAGCAAGAAAAAGCAGAAUCUACUCCAAUCCAAUUAGGACCCUAUUAUAUGUGUUUCUUAUGUGUGGGAAAGCUUUCCAGGCACAAAUAGCUACCUGCAUACAUACUGUUGAUUAUAGCAUUGAUCAUUUUUGCAUGCAAAGGAGGAACAACAACAUCUAAAAGUUACAUAACUGUUAGCUGUCUCCAAAAUGGCAAAAACACAAAACAUCAAAGGAUGACUCUUUCAAAAGAUGAAAAAUCAAUGUUUUUGAUACUUUGUAAUCAAUGUUUAUAAUUUAUUCAUAUUCUUUUGUGUAAGUUUGUUGUUUCAUUAUGUUUCAUUUGACUUUGUUUAGGAACAGUUGCGCCACAAGAAGAAGUUCAAUUUUGUUGCCUUCAACUCAAAAGCAGCAGUUUGGAAAGAUAGACUGGUGGAGGUCUCUGAAAGCUCCUUGCGGAGUGCAUGGUCCUGGAUUGAGAACCUGUCCUGCUGGGGUUCGACCAAUACAUACGCCGCCAUCCAGAUUGCUAUGGCAGACCCAAAUACGCAGGCCAUAUAUCUUUUGACAGAUGGUCGACCUGAUCAAGUAAGAAAACUUUUAUGUUUCUUAAAAGGAAUUUUCAGCUAUUUCCUCAUCACAACUGUGAUACCUCAGAUGAGUGAAAAAGUUAAUGAAUUGGCACAAAUGACUUCUCAGGGGUAAUUUUUUCUAGCUUGAUGAGUUUUAAAUGGCCCAUCAUGAUGGGCUAAAAUUCAAUUACUUUCUUCAUUAUUUAUUGUUAAUGUAAUGUGUCUUCUUAUUUGUUACAGACUCUCAGCUACAGAAUUUAUUUUACUUGGCUUGUUCAUUAUUUUCAUAGUUCAGCAAGUUAACCAUUUCUACACUUCAUAUUAAGCAUAUUUUAUGAAAUAUAGUGCAACUUGAAAUGAGUUAGAAAAUUGUGUGCGCUGAUUCCUAACUUUUCUCUUGACAGCCACCAAAGUCAAUACUGGCCCAAGUUCAGAUGCAGAAGAGUAUUCCAAUACACUGCAUAUCUUUCAACUGUGAUGAUGUGGAGGCAAACCAAUUCCUUUACAGCUUAUCAGAGGCCACCGGUGGACGAUAUCAUUACUUUUCUGAGACUGGACCACCUGUGGAGCAUCCAAAAUCUUGGCAGGUAAGUUGACUGGUAGCGCUCCUUCAUUGACUUAUUUUUAAAGCUAAACUAAAUUCAAUCAAAUCUUUUUAGCCUUUAUUCCAAAAUUUGAGUGUCUUUCUUUAUCCAUAUGUCCAUAACUUUUAUUUAUCCCUGAAAUAUCAAUAUCCCCAAAAAAUAAAAUUAACCCUAUCUGUUUCACAUUUUAUCCAAGUCUAAAUCAAUUUGAAAUUAAAAGUCGUAUUUCAGCCUUGCUACAUGACUGAUUUCUAACCAGUUAAUUAUCAUUUGAUUUAAGAAAGCUGUCAAUAUUUCAGAGUUGCAUGUUAUGGAGCUAAAUUCAAUUUUUUAAAAUUAUUCAGAGCAUGGAUGUUCAGCUGCUAAAAGAUGAAAUCAAACGAGGUUUGGAAAAUCUGGAUCAGCUAACAGAUUUAAGGGAUGAAUGUACCAGAUUGGCCUGGAAGAGGGAGACUGAUUCUCUCAGGCAGAGCAUUAAUUCUUCAAGGUUAUCACUAAGAAGCUUAAUAUUUUUGUUUUUAAUAUAGUUGUGCCAGAUUUUUAUUUACUUAUGAUUUUAAUAUAUGAGACUAAAAUAGAUUAUUAUUGCUUUAAAUGGGGGUAAUUUAAGUUUAAUUAGCCAGUAUAGAAUUUUUUAGUUAUUCCCUACAAAUAUUACAAAAGUUAAUCAGUUAAAAAUUAAUUUAGAGAUUUUAAGAGUAGUAGGAUAUUUUCCUUAUCAAAUUUGAGAACUAAAUAAGCAAUGGCUUGCUAGGCAGUGGGUUGUUUAAAAUUUUUACUCUGUGGUAGCUUAAACUUUUAAUUAAGGGAAAUUAUUCCCAUCUUUAAUUAGCUCCACUGUUCUAAAGAUAGAUGUUUGCAAAUUCUUCAAAUAUUUAAAUUUCUUGGUGUUUUUUUUUUUUACAACCUCUCAUCUUAAUCAAUUUUAUAAAAAAAAAUAUCUGUGUGAUCUGUGUACUAAGACUUCUAAUUAAUUGUAUGCAAUAUCUUGCAAUGCCUAAUCUAUUUCUUUCAAUUUCAGAAAAUCAACUGAGGGUUCCUACAUUUCUGCAGUACCUCCACUGGAUCCCAAAGAUCUGUACAGACCAGAAACACCUUUGAGAUCAUCUCGAAUAAAUCUGACCCACAGACCUUCAAGUGCACCACCCACAAUAUCUACAGGGUUUUCUCUAAGCCAACACUAUACACCCUCCCCACCCAUAAAGCACCCACACUCAGCUCGUGAUGAUAGAGGCUAUGAAAGUGCACGGCUGUCAGUAAGGUCUCCAAGAAAGCUUAAGUCUGGAAAACUCACCUUGUCCAAGAAGCCCCUAUAUGCUGGUAUGCAUUUUUUUAAAUUUUAAAAUUUUAAUUUUUUUUUUGUUUUUAAAUUUUUAAUUGUGAACUAAUUCUUGUGAUCACAUUAAACAUAGAAUCAACAUUCACUUAAUAGAAUGAUAUGAUAAAUUGGCCAAUUACAAUGGACCAAUUUAUCAUUUUAAAACAUUUUUGACAUUAUAAAUUUAUCAACAACAUAUCCCAGAUUUAUCAAUAGAAACUUCUUCUAAAUAGAAUCUUGCACUAAUGAUUGGCAUGAGAGAGAACUUAACUGUCAUGAAGUUCACACUUACAUGGAAAUGAGUGUCAGAGGUGUACACUUUGCAUUUAUAGUUAGCAAAAUCAUUUCAGACUAAACAGGCUUGGAAUUUCUCAGGUUAAGUCUCUAGCACUGAAUAGGUCCGUGCAAGGUACAGCACAAAUUAUGGGUCUCAUAUAUAAAAAAAAACAAACUAUAAGUCAACCUAACAAAUUUUUACAUUAUGAAGAGUUUUUAAAAAAGUAUAACUAAUUUAUGGGACUUAACAUUUUUCUUUUCCUCUUAAUAAUCAAGCUAAAACCGUUGGAAAACUCGGUAUGCCUUUUACUAAUCUCUUGGUUUAUGUAAGCAAAAGAGUUGUUGAGUUUGAUUUCAUUAUCUUUUUUUUUCAUUAAGUCACUAUCAUGUGUGGAGUGGCUUUCAAGAUCUUUUAAUUUUUAGUCUGACUUUUUCUUCAGGAGCAUCAGUAUUUAAGUUCCAGAUUUUUUUAAUAUCUUUUUUUAUUCAAAUCAACAGCUGGGCAGAUAAACUUUUUCUUUUGUUUGGCCCCAUUUAAUGUGAUUAAUUUGUUUUAUUUAAAAACUGUCUGCUUGUCUGGAAAGUGUAACUUUGAGUGUGCUGGAUUUAUUUUUUUUGUUUUACUAAUCAUUUAAAUAUUCUUAUUAAGUGAACCAAUUUAUUUCCUUUAUCCUUGAACAUUCAUGUUUUUAUUUAAAGUUCAAUGCCUUUUUCCUUGAGUAUAACUACGUUCAGAAACAAUUUUCAAACUGACUAUGCCAGUUUGAAAAAUACAAAAUAAUUAUGAGUCUGAUUUUGCUAAACAAGUUGAAUUUAAAAAAAAAAUUUCUUUGAGAAUUUUAGAAAUGAGUAACAAAGAAUUAAAAUUAGGGAAUAUUUAAAUUGGAAAUAAAAUGCAGUCAAGACAGGAUACAUGGAAUGGUGAGAACUUCUCAAUGGAAAAUAAAACACAUAAAAGUUUCAUGUGAUAUGUAUAUAUAAAAAUUACAUGAAAUACAUCAAUACACUUUUUUGACAGCACACACAAGAACCAGUUUACUCCGCACUUUGAGCAGCAGUGGAAGGUUUUCUCCCAGUGAGUGGCUGCUCCCGGAAACUAAGACUUUAUUCCAACAGCAAGCAGAGAGACAACGGCAGAUAGCUCACCGUGAGUUGGUUUACUGUAAAACAAAAGACAACUAAUUUGCCAUGUAACCACUAUAAUAUUCACUUUAAAAAAUUAUUCAAUCAGUAUUUUAAAGGCUUUACCUGUCAAGUAUGGGAGUUCUUUGAUAAUUGUUGCAACUGAAUAAUUAUGUUCAUUACGCGCGGUGUGUGUUUGAGAGUUUUAUAAGUUAGUGAGCACUUUUUCUGCAUUGACUUACUGACAUAUUUUUAUGCUGAUUGUGACAUAUUGUCUAGACUGUAUUGUGAUGUAAGCUUUAUUUGUCUGGCAGUCUUGAAAGGAACUUUAUAGAAGUAGGAUGUGUUUUAUUUAUGUCCGAUAGCGAGCUGGGCUAUAUGCAUGUGUUAAUAAUUAGAUAUUAAAGUUAUAAUUAUUAUGAAAAGGAUUUGAGUUUAUUCAGUGAUAGUAAGAUUAGUGUGACGUAUUUCAACGUGUGAAAGAACUUGACGAAUUAACCAAUCCAGUAGAACAGAGGAGAUGACAUUACCCUUACAAGGAUUAAAACUUGAAAAAUCUGCCAAUUAAAUCUUAGCUGCACUUGUCAUAUCAACAAUUCAUUGCUGAUCAAUCAUGUUUGCUACAUUUGUCAUUUCACCAAUUCAUUGAUUAUUUCCUUGUAGAAAAUGAAGUUAUUGAAGAGCAGAGAAAAAAGAAAGUUAAAGUCCUUGCCAAGUGAGUGACUGUAGAAAUUUAAGACCUCAAAAACUUGAGGAAAUAAAUCAUUACCAUUUGGGAAUUUUUUUAUGCUAAAACAUUUGUAUUUAAAAGUAUUCAUUUAACUCUUAUAAUUAAUGUUAUGCCACAAGAAUUAGAGAUUAGAGAUAGAUUGUUUGGUCAAAAUUAUUAUUUGCCAUCAAUUUCAUCGUUAUCAUACAACUAGACUAUUACCAAUUAAAAUAUUCCUGAAUCAGUUUAAAGUGAAGAGAGCUUGGAGGUGACUGUUUUCAAUGUACAUAAAUCAAUGUCAAUCAAUGGCAAUCAAUGGCAAUCAAUGGCAAUCAAUGGCAAUCAAUGGCAAUCAAUGGCAAUCAAUGGCAAUCAAUGGCAAUCAAUGGCAAUCAAUGGCAAUCAAUGGCAAUCAAUGUCAAUUAUGGCAAUCAAUGGCAAUCAAUGGCAAUCAAUGUCAAUCAAUGUCAAUUAAUGCAAUCAAUGGCAAUCAAUGGCAAUCAAUGUUAAUCAAUGUCAAUCCUUUUUAAUCAAAGAGAAUACAAUUUAUACUCUCUUCUAAACUGGUGUCAACACUUUGUAUUUUUAUGAAGUUUAAAUCAACUGUUGAUGUCUUAAUUUCUCAGAGCAAAUGAGAAGUCCUCUAAACAGUGGCUGAGCAAGCAUGGAUUAAUAGCAAAGAAACUAACCAUUCUUGAUGCCUUGGGUCCUACGUUUGUGCCCCUCAAUCCAAAAUAUGUAACAAUAUUAGACAAAUAUGUGAUGUCAAAAGUCUUUAACGAGGUGAGUCUUGGCUAUGUAUAUAUUUUUUUUUCAAUGUUUUUAUUUCAAACAAGUAACAUAAACAUAUAUAUACAUAAAUACAAGUUCUCAAUCAGGUGUUGACUUUCUGCUUGCGUCCGGAACACGGUUCAUAAACACACACACACUCUCUGUCCAGUCUCUCUGCGCAUGUGCGCUGUUUGCUUGAAUGGCUAUCGGUAUGGGCCAGUCCGCUAGUCCACCAUAACAGACAUGUUAAAAAAUUAUAAUUUUUCUAUCUUCUCUCAAAAUGUACAUUAAAUUUUUUAAUUUCAAUUCCUAUGCUGCGAAUAUGACAGGUCAUGUAUGCAAUGCUUCUGACUGCACAAAAUACUGACAAAAUUUCUAAGUGAGAUUUUUUGAUUAAUUGAUACUAAAUAAUAAUAAUUGUGUCUAGUACUUGAAAGACUAAGUGAUUCAGAAAACCAUCAAGUUUCCAAAUGCCUCUUGUAACAGUAUGAGUGACUAUUUGGCUGACAAUUAUUGUUUUCAUGUGUAUUGACUGAACUUUGUAACCUGAUUGUUCUUUGAUGUUAUAUGACUGGUGAGUUGUUUUCAUGAAUGUUUAAACUUGAAUGUGUGAAUAUUGGUUGAGAACUGGAGUGAGUGGUCAUGUGAUGUUGGGUAUAAAAAGAAUGUAGAAUUGAGAGUAAAGUUAGUUGUUACACAGACCAAAGCCUUGAGUUGAUAUCAUAUUAUUCUAUUACACCUCUCCCCCAACACUUAAUGAUUAAUUUUAAUUAAAAUCUCUCAUUUAGAUUUUGCCCCUGGCUCAUGUGUCGAGAAAUCAUCAGAUAAGACUGAUUAACCCAGCUGGUGUUAACCUUGAUGAGUAUGAAAAGAAAGUACAAGUAGCAGUUGGAAAGUACAGAAAGUAAGACUUAAUCUUGUAACUGUUAUGCUUCAUAGAAUCAAGUCAUUGGGCAUGAUGAAUUCAUCAUUUUAACUUGAUUAUCAGUUACAUUUUUAAAUGCCAAAGUUUUGUAAGUAUGAACUUAAUCAAUUUAUUUAGAUGAAAAGGAGAAAUUAAUCUCUACUGCUGCACUGUAUUAAAUGCACUCUAUUUAAAUUACAGUGCCAUCUACUUUAUGUGCUUCAGAUUAGCAACAGCAAUGCACAUAUUUACACCAAAAAUGUUUAUAUCUUUCAGGCGACUAAACAAAAUUGUAUGGAGUGCUCUUCCUAAUUCAGCCAAAGAAGAGUAAGUAGUAGACCCAAUUUAUUAUCAACUAAUGUCCUGAUUUUAUGUUCUCAAAUGUCUAUAAAAGUAUAGAAUUCUGCUAUUGACAACAGCUGGUACUAAAAAUUCACAUUUAGCAAGUGAUCUUGUUAUUUAUGUAACAGACAGACCCCUGUAAAACUGUGGUCACCAAAGGAUUCGGUUUUUAAAUUAUUGCCCUUUUACUAACUCAAAUUUGUAGACUUGAGAUUCGAAGAGUAAAAAGAAUGCAAAUAAAAGUACACUGUUUGUUAUUGAUUUCUCCCCCCCCCCCCCCAUAGGUUCAAUAACUCUGACCAGCCAGUUUCAUUUGAAGAAAACAAGGAAAAGCUCCUUAAAUAUCUUGAGGAAGAUGACUACUGGCCAAUCAGAGAAAAAGAUGUCAACCUUUUACUUAAAGAAAUUGCUUAUGGUGAGAAAUACAUGGCUCAGUCCGUUGCCAUACGUAAGGCAGCCGCAGGUGAAGACGAGGAAGAUGACAAAGAUUCAUUUGACUUGGUCCCAAAGAGGUCAAGGUCUCCAGACACUUCCAACCAUGCUGUUUCUAGCCCACGUGAGAAAUCAGAUCACAGCUCAAGAAGUUCAAAAAAUAAAGAGGUUAGUUCUUACUGAGACAAGUUUUGUCACAAUUUAUCUGUCAGAGUUGUCAACACAAAUGUUUGAGUGUAAUCUAUAUCUUGAAUUGCAUUCCUCAUAAUUUAUCAGGCGGCCUACUGUAUAAUCUUUUGUUGCUUUGUUACUGUGUUUCUUUGCAAACAUGCAAUGCCUUAUUUUUAGUGUUAGGCUCAAGUAUUGUUCUAUUUUCAGGAUUAUUUUAUAAUUAAAGGCAAAAAGAUUUUUAAAAAUAAUUUCUUUUCUUGCAAUUUAUUAAGAACAUUUUACACAAUUGACAUUUACUUCAAUUGCAAAAAAAUUUUUUUUGUAAAAUCUGAUGUAUUAUAUUAUAUUUUGUCAAAUCGUAAGAUUUUUUAAAGAAGGUUUAAAUUUACAUUUUUAAAAGUAAUUACUUUGAUGAAUUUGCUUUAUUAUAUUGGGGAUGUUUUGUUACUAACUGAAUUUAAAUUCUAUAAUCUUAUUCUUUUUUAAAACUAUAUACACCAAAGUUAGCUGAAAACCAAACUUUUGGCUAUGUUAAUUAUAAAGAAAUAAUCACAAGCACUUAUCCCAAAAGAUUUCUCUUAAUAUUGCCUACAAUUUGUGCUAAAUUUAGAAACCCAUUGAGAAAUACAGUACACAAAUAGUUGAUAUUUUAAAAUAAUUAUUUUGAUAAAAUUUCAACUUUGCUAUUUCUUGGUAUUUCUAGUAAUUAAAAAAAGCAACAGGCACUGUGAGAAUGUCUGUAGGAUAACACUUUAGUGAAAGCUAAAUGAAGUAAUGACUAUUUUUUAACAUGCAUAACAGAUAUUUAAAAUAUUCAAAAUAUGGACCAUGUUAUCAAAAAUACUAUUGUAGCAAUAGUAAUACUACAACUAAAAAAGAACAGAACGCAAGGUUCCAUCACCAAGAAAUAAAAUAAUACAGACAAAUAACAAUCUUUCAUAAAAAUGCAGUUAAAUGAGAUGAUGUUGAUUUUGAUCCCUUGAAGAUUUAAUGUUUAAAACCUGCUAAUUAAUUUAUUUUAUCUACAAAUUCUUUUUGGUAUACUCUUAUUUUGCUUUAUUUAUUCAAAUUAUUGUAUUUCACAUUUUUAUUGUUUAGUUAAAUUAUUAAAUUGUUCAAUCUAAAUUAUUUAUUAUGAUGAAGGUUUCAUGUCAAACUUUUUAUUUAUCCUUUUUUUACAUGCCUAAAAUCCUUUCACGCUUAUAAGUCUUAAUCAUUAUGUAAUAACUUUAUUAAUGUGUGCACCCUUUAUGUUCAUUUCUGGCAUAGCAACACCUUGAAAAAUAACGUCCAUCUUUUAAAUUCUUUCAAACUGUUAGGCUCUUUACUACUUCUUUUAUAAAAGGCUUUAUCAAAUUUGCUGUUUUUAUUCACAAGUUAUCGCAAAUUUUCAUUAUAAUAUUUACCAAACAAUGGCCUUUGGGACCACUCCCUCCGCCCCUUUUUGUACACAAUCCUAAAAUAUGUUGAAAAAAUUCAAAUUUUAAAAUUUGCGUCUUCUUUUCAAAUGUGAUGUAGAAAUAGUUGUGUUUUCCUCUAUAAGACACCUUGAUCAACUUAGAGUGCCAGAUUUAAUGAUUGUUGGCUUAAAAUGUCUUAAAUUCUUAAAUUUGUAUGUAUGUCAUCAAUUAAAGUAAAUAACUUGUUGAUAUUUAUAAAGAGGCUUAUUUUUUUUAAACCCAAUAUUAACAUAUUAACAUCAACAUUAUUGAUUUCAAAUAACAUAAUUUUAAUAGGCAGGCCUAUACAUUCUAAUGUCAUAUUAAGCCAGAUUUUUUUUAUACAUCACAGUAUUAUUUUGUAGAAUUGUUAUUCCUUUUUUAUCAUCUGCAUCGUCUUGACUUUAACAUCAUCUGUGUCUUCUUACCUUCAAUAUCUUCUGUAUCUCCUUGCCUUUGAUAUCAUUUGUAUCUUUUAGUCUUCAAUAUUUUCUGUAUCUUCUUGCCUUUAAUAUCAUCUGUAUCUUCUUGUGAACAUGUUAAUUGUUUUGUUGCUUUCUCUUUUUCAUAUUUUCCCAAACUUUGUUAUGCUUACUUCCUAAUAUCAUCUGUAAAGUUAUUAUUUUAGAAUUUAUUUUUAAUUUUGUUAUCUUUCCUCAUGUUGAAAAAGAAAAUAUUUAUACUUUAUUUAAUUAGGCCCAAUAACAGAAUAACAAACAUGCAAUAGAUUUUUAAAAAAAGCUGUAUCUGUUUCUGAGCCUACUGUUCAUAUGUUAAUGACAUGCUGAAGGGGAGGAAGUUUGGUGUAUCUAUGGAAGAUAUGAUUAUAUAGUGAGGAAACUUCACCGCAUACAUAUAAAAUAGUCGUUUGUUUUAAAGUAAAUUUUAAAAUGUUUUCUCUAAAAUAAUUUUUCCUUGAAGAUGAAAGUUUUAUUCCUGUAGAGUGCAGUAUGUUUUAUUUAUCAUUAAGUCUUUCAUAUAAAUUAUAUUUUAAAAGCACAAUGGCUGUGAUAAAAAUUAUUUUAAUGAUUUUUAAAAAAAUACUGUCUGAUCGGUAAACAGAAAUAAUGUCAUGUUUUUGCUACAAUCCCUUUAUAUUUUUUUCUUUAUAAAAUUAGUAAAAAAAUACGACCUCAUACUUAAUUGCUAGAGCAAGAUCUGUAAACUUUUUUUUUAAAAGCCAGAGUUGUGGCAAAAAUGAAAAUAAAAACAUCAUACUCUAAAUAUAAAACAUAAAAUGCUAGUAUUAAAGAAAAUUAAAUUUAAAACUUUUCUUUUUACAAUAAUUUAACAAAACUUGUAAAUGAAAUUUGCCUUCCAUUUCAUUAACAAAGUACACAAAUUAUGGUUCAAUUCUUGUACCAUUGUCAAGACACACCUCAGCUCUGCCUAUAUAUUCAUAACAACAAUAAGGCAUCUGUAUUUUUGAAUGAUGAAUCGCAUUGUAGACAAUGCUGAUUCACAUAGAGCCAAAUUGAUCUAAACAUUAAAAAUAAGUUUGAUAUGCCUAGAAUAGAUUUGAUGUUUUCAAAUUUCUGUCAGACCACAUUUUUAACUUCUAUCAGCCAUAAGCAGUAUCUCUUCAACAGUUUUUCUGUCAAAAAAAAAAAUUCAACAAAAAUGUAGGCAGGAAAUUUCACUAUAAAGUAAAAGCCAAAAAAAUAAAAGUUUUUAAUAUACAAUGACAUUAUAACAGUAUGCACAUAAUAAUAUAUCCAAAUGAUCACGUGCCUAUUGGCUGCUAAAUGUUAAAUAUGAUAAAAUGUUCAUAUAUUUAAUAUUAUGAGCAUGGUGUUUAAUGGUAAUUAAAAUAUUUAUUUUUUAUAAAUUUAAAUUGGAUAAAAGCCGAAUUCAUCACACUAUUUGCCACAUUUGUUGGUUGGCGAGAGGUUUUCCCACCCCGGUGCUAGAAGAACAUUUAAUAAUACCAAGUACAUGUACUUCUUUAGAUUUUUUAAGUGCCUUUAUAUUUUAUAACACUAUCCUUUGCUAUUAGUUUUACUAACAAUAUAUUUUUUUAGUUCAUAUGAAGGAAAAUAUGCAUCUCAUAUUAAUUAUCUCUUUUUUUAUUAUGUUGCAUUAGAAGCCAGUUUUUAUUGCAAAUUGCUUUUAAGUGAGCCAGAUUUUUAAGAUUAUAAAUAUCCUAAUCUCUAUGGUAUAUUAUAAAUUUACUAUUUUGACACUGGUCGAUACAUAAAAGAUGUUUUUUAAAUAAACAGUAAUUUUUAACUUUCAAAUUUUGUUCUUUUUUUAUUUACAAUUUUGUGUUUUCCAGAAGGUAUAAUUCUGUUCAAACAAAAAUUAAAUAAACAUCAAACAAGAGUAGGCCUUCCCCGUUCCUUUACAUAAUUUUCCUUCAUAUUUGCUCAUUAAAAUUUGUAAUUCUGUUUGUGUGUUUCCUUAAAAAAUGUGUAUUAACAUAGAGUGCAACAUGUACAAAAGAACAGCAAAAUGUUAUACUAACAAUAAUCUGAAUAAACAAGCGAAUCCAGGAGGUAUUCUAUCAAGGAAUUGGUUGUAAAUUAUCAAACUUUGAUUUAUAAAAAGAGCUAAAGAGGUGUGUUAAAAACUACAGAUUCAGGCAACAUAAUGGGAGCUGUAAGACUUACAAUGUAAGUCUGGUAAAUACUUGUCAUAAUUUAUGUCUUUGCACUUUUAUAAAAAAGUAACAAGUCUUUGUUUUUUGCAUACAGUACCUAUAUCGUCUGUAGCAACUUACAAAUCACCUCCAACAUCAUUCACAUUUUAUUACUUUGGGGUUUUUCCUGCCUCAAACUAACUGACCGAGAGAUUACAAAUAUCUUAAACAAACUGACCAACAGUCACAAACACUUUCAACACCAUCCAUUCUUACAAUUUUGCUUUGAUCAUUACUUCUGGUUUUGUUUGAUGAUUUGAUGUACAAUGUAAAACUUAGGGCUCUGAUUAUAGUAAAUGACUAGGAUGUCAGAAUCUGCCACCACCAAAAGCUGAUAUCAUGUGAAUUUUAUUGUAUCUUUUUAUUUCCAUUAUUGCUGGCAAUAUGGUUGCUAGGAUAUAUGGUUGCUAGGAUUGCCUUUCUACAUAUUCUCCCCCACCUGGCUUCCUGUGUUUACUGGCAUUGAGACUUUAAGAUAUAACUUGACAAAAGCCAGGCUUGUUGUAGAUCUAAUAUGCAUUGUUUUUAGCCCCCUCAGCCAUAAUUUAAUUUUAAAUGGAUUAAACUUUAAAGGGAUUUAAAAUGUUUCUAUCGGAAGUCACUGAGAACAAUUUUAAUUGUUUUAUCAAUAAUAAAAAAUGCCUUUAUUUUGAUCGAGGUGGUAGAAAGUAGGCCUACUCUACCACUUUUAUUUUACAGAAACUUCAAAUGAAUGCUUUAGGUCUACUUAUUGUUACAAAUUUAAAUCUUAAAUCAUCUGAAAUUUUUCUAAAAUGUUUUGGACAGCAUAUUUGCAGCAACCUUGAUAAUAUCAGGCCAGAAUAUAUAUAUAAAAAAACAAAAGCUACCUAAUAUCUAAAGGUAGAACCUUUGGUGUCUGUCAUCAGGCCACAAUCAUUCUCUCAUGAUUAACAAACACACAAAUAAUGUAAAUCAAAAUGGAGGACAUAAGAUUAGUGGUAGGAACAUCUAUAAAAAACUUUUAGUGUGUUAAUCUUGUGGUGAGCACCCUACAAUACAUUUGUUGGAUGCCCUUAUUAAUGGAGAGAACAGAGAAGAAGUCAAAGGAUGAGGGUAUAAUAACAACACAAAAAUUAUGCAUUAUAUUCAUGUAAGUCUUUAAUCUGUUGUAAGUUCAAUGUGCUUUGUAUUUGUAUCAAACCUAAUUUUUAAUUUUAAAUAAAACAAUGUUAAUUAUACUAUUUGGCUUUUAUUUACAAAAAUUUUAGCAAUCUUAAUACCACAAAUAUCAAUUAAAAAUAUGAAAAAAUAUGGCCUCUUAAUUGUAUUUCCUUUUCCUCUUAAUUGAGGAUUGGUAAAUUAUAUCAACCAGUGAAAGAAAACAAUAGAACUGAAACAUUUAAUCUUUGUAUAUUUUGUUUAAAAAAUAAAACAUGACACAGAUUAAAUCAAGAAAGAAAAUGGUAGCAAAAUCUUUAAUAGAAAGCAUUUGAAAUAGUUUUAACUUUAAAAAGAUUUUAACAUGACACCAUCUCAAAAGCUUAGUAUUAAAAAGCUUUGUCCAUUGUUAACGUUAUUUCUCUAUUAUUGGCCAUAAUUAAUGUACAUUUUUCCAUGGGCUCUAUUUAAAAUGUUAAAAAUAAAAGUUGUGAUCAUUUGAAAGAAGGUCUAAGUAUGAUUUGUUUAAACACAUGCAAAGUCAAUUCAAUUCUUGUUGAUCUUAGAAGGACCUGGAUUCAACAUCUCAUUCAGUAGAAGACAUUCAACAAGCGAAUGAAAAUACGGAAUCCAGGAGGAAAAAAAUCACAAUGACUCUGACUCCUUUCAAAGGUCAAAGGGUGAUUGCAAGACAAGACAAGGAUGGGCUCUACUACCCAGGUAAUACAGUGUUGAUUCAAUUUUGUUAUCAAACAUUAUUUCUGGCUUGCCUAAAAGCUGGACAUCAGUCAGUUAUUACACCUGGAAGUACGCAAUGUCCAUUUUAUCAGGCGCCUUUAAGAUGAGCAUGGAUUGUAUACAAAAAGUUCAUAUUUAUUUAAAUUCAUUUUAGCAUAUUAUAUGUAGAGGCAAAACAAAAUUUUUAAUAAUUAAAAUCCAAAUUAAUACCAAUUUUUCCCCUGCUCAGCUGUGGUGAAAAAAGCACCUGACUUGCGCCAUGCAGUUGUUGAGUAUGAAGAUAAAGUGACUGCCACUGUUUUCACCCGUUACGUUAUACCAGUGGGUGGAGCUGUAGCCAGGGCUGCUCUUUAUGUAAGUCAGCAUCCUUGCUUUGUAAAUACUUCAUUAUUAUACUUAAUAAUCUAUCCAAAAAUGCUGUAUGCUGAUUUCAAGCAUUUUUAGUAUUGAACAGCUGUUAUGCUUUUUCAGAAUGUUGGUUAUUCCUUUUCUUGGCUGUAGCAGUGAAGAAAAUAUGAUGUAGCAAUGAAGAAAAUAUGAUGUAGCAAUGAAGAAAAUAUGAUGCAGCAAUGAAGAAAAUAAACUAGAUAUGAAGAAAAAAUUGCCUUUUUUAUUUUCAUAAUUUUAAUUAUUUAUUUUUCCUACCUAUUUAAAAAUAUAUAUACUUAUUUAAUUUUAACCAUUUGCUCAUUAUUUUUUUUGUCUGUUGAUAAAUAUGUAUAAGUGACAAUUUUUCAAACUGAAAUAAGAUUUUUUAAUACAAGAUAAACGCCCCAAGAGAACUAACCUUUUCUCAUCUGAAAGAUUGUUUGCACUUUUUAUCCUUUUGUUGAUUUUUAAAAAAAAUUCCUUAGGGAGGAGAUUAUGUCCUCAUCAGAGUGGUGAAUCUAGAAAAUGAGAGUGAAUGUUAUGUGCCUGCCAAGAUUUUAAAGUCUGAUCAUACAUGCCUUGCCUGCAAAUGUUAUACUGUUGUCAUGUAUAAUGGACAAAUCGUAAGUUUAAUAUUAAACAUUUCUUUCUUAGACACCAAUUAAGGUUCUCAUUCGUUUUAUACUAAGAGAACUCACCUUAUCGGUUACUUAAUAUAUGUAUAUUUUAUUAGUAUAUCACUUAUUUAAACCAUGUUGCUGAAAGCAUUAUCCUAAAAUCUAUUACUUACUAAAACUUCACUUUAGUUUAAUAAAUAUUCAAAAAAUAUUUUUUGAGCUAUUCAAUAUAUUUUUAAAAAUUCUUUUGUGUUGUUUUUACAACAAUGGCUGCUUUUUGUGUUUAUUUUUUUCCAAGAGCACUUUCCUUCUUUAAAUAAAAAUAAAUUUAGUAGAUUUUCUUUUUUAAAUUAAUUAUUUUUAAUGUAUCUGUCCAUUUAAAUUGAAGGAAGUAAGAUUUCGGUGGUUUCUUUUUUUAACCAAGCUGUGUGUAAAUUAUGAAAUAAGAAUACAAAUAUAAUUCUACUUAACUGAGAUUAUUUUUUCUAAACUUUGUUAUGACGUUUGCUAACUCAGAUAAUCUAUAACUUUACAGGCCUCAACCUCAAGAAAACAUCUUGUUAAAAUUAGCAAGGAGAGAUUUGAUUUGGCUUUCAAUUUCCUGACCCGGCAAGAAGGGGAGAAUAAAGAAGAGUAAAUUUCUGUUAUUUUCUUUUUUCCCUGUUAGCUUUUUUUGAAAGCAAAUACUUGAAGAUCGGAUAUGCAUUUUUUAAUGCUUCCAAACAGCAAACCAUUGAUAAUUAAAAUAUAAAUCGAAAUUCCUUUUAGGUACAAAAAAUGUUAAAGUAAAUUCAAUGUCUUUAUCGCUAUCCUGGUAAAAAUCUGCAUCAAUAGCUUUAUCUAAUAUUCCCAAUCAAAUAUCAUGAAAAUUUUAAUUAACAUUUUUCUAAAAUCUUUUGUUUUUUUAACACUUUAAAUGUUAGAUACUUGAAGUAUCCCAUUUUUAAAUAUUUAAAAAAAAACUAUAUCAUUUGUGUUUGUAUUUCUUUAAUUCAUUUUAUUUAAAAGCCAGAGUUCAGACUGCAACUGAUAUUUAAUUCCCUACUAUUUAAUUAAUCUUUCAAUUAUCAAUCUUACAAUUUUCUCAUCAGCUUAAUGAUGUAAUGACUUAUUGUUCUAAAAAUCAUUUCAGUAAUCAUGUUACAGUUUUUGUUAUGUUUUUUCAUCAGGGCCGAGGAAAUCAUUUAUAUAAAGAAACAAUGGAAAAAUAAAGAGAAAAAGCCAGAAAAGUAAGAUAACCAUCAAAGAAAAAUAAUAAUCAGUACUUAUUUAUAAUUUGAAAGCAAAAGCAUUUCAAUUUUUAAGUUAUGAUCAUCAGCUAUCAUAGAAAAAUAAGUUGUUUCUAUUAAUAGUGGUUAUACACAAAGCCAAUGAGUGAUGUUAAAUAUGUUAACGAAAUAGCAGUGGUUUGAUUAAAUAACUCAACAUUUUUUAAAAGAAUACAUUAUAUUAUAACUAAAAUGAAAAGGAUUUUGAAGUUAAAUUUGUUGACGUCAACAGUAAUUGAUAGGAUUGGUGAAUGAAUGCCUUCCUAAUUUGUUGGCGUCAAAAGUAAUUGAUAGGAUUGGUGAAUAAAUGCCUUCCCACACUUGUCAAGUUUUAAUACCUCAUUGGCAAGAAGUGGAUGCCAGAGAUGAAGUUGUUAAACAUUCUUUUCCAGAUCACCAGCUCCUCCACCUGCUGAUCCAAGAUCACCAGCUCCUCCACCUGCUGAUCUAAGAUCACCAUCUAGUUCACCUUCUAGAUCAAGAUCAACUUCUAGAUCAAGAUCAAAUUCUAGAUCAGGAUCAUCAUCAAGAUCAAGAUCAUCAUCAAGAUCAAGUUCAUCCCAUCGAUCAAGCCCAUCACCUAGACCCAAAUCUUCAGCUAGGUCAAGAACCAUUUCCAGAUCACCAUCAAUUCCUAAAUCAAGAUCCAUUCCUCGAUCAAGAUCAACGUCUGUUUCCAGUGCUGAAUCUAAGAGGAGCACUAAACCUGAAAAGUUGCGCCAAGAAAUGGUAUGGUAACAGAUUAAAUUAAAUAUUUCAUUUUGUUUUAAUUAUCUCUUUAACUGCCUUCUUUUUCAUCCUGAACAUUUUUGAUGAAUUUUAAAACUAAUGUGACAGCAUUAUGUCAACUUUUUGACAGCAAUAUCAUGUCUGACCACUAUUUCAUAUGUGACAAAAAUUUCUAAUUAAAAUAUUUUCACUGAUCAUUCUUUAAAAAAAGUAUUUCAUUGGUGGAUCUUUCCAGAACAGGCAUGGGGUUCUGUUGUUAACUCAUUCUUAUUAAAUCACUAUUUUGUACAGUGAAAUGAUUUGUUACAAAAUUAAUGUAAAAUGAUUUGUUACAUAAUGAUAGUAAAUUGAAUUUUUACAUAAUAAAUGUAGAUUGAUUUGUUACAUAAUUUAAGUUAAAUGAAUUUUUAACAUAAUUAAAGUAUAAUGAUUUGUUACAUAAUUAAAAUAAAAUGGUUUGUUACAUAAUUAAAGUAAAUUGAUUUGUUAAAUAAAAUAAAGUUUAUUUUCACUUUAUUUUGGAAAUUAUUCAGCUCUCUUUGUGCGUUAGUAGCUGUAUAAAAUUAAUGAGCCUUAUAUAGUGGUAUGUUAUUUUUUUAAUCAGAUCACUUCAUUUGUUCUGAUGGGGAAAGAGCGAGGUGAAGAAGAAACUCUCUACAGAAGUAAGUCAUAAAAACUUUUCUUUCCUGUCAUUGAAAAUGUUUGGAGCAAAAGCAAAAAAAAAAAAAAAAAAAAAAGAAAAACAGGAGCAAACUUUCAAAAACAUUUUCUCCCCCCCCCCCCCCCCCCAAUCCCUUCAACAGACUAUAAUAAAUUUGAAAAACUGCUUAUGAUUGCUAUGGCUACUCAGACAGACUUAAGAUUUUGCUUAACUGUGGUUUUGAAAUUUUAUGAAGUUUCUAUCUUCGCAUAACGUGAUUAAUGCAAGUGCUUGUUUUCUUUGUUAAGUAAUAAAUUGAUAUAACUAUUAUAACUGCUGCCAUAUUUUUACUGUUAAAAUUUAGUCUCUGACUCCAGCAGGUGUAAUUGAUAUGUAUCAAGUGUGUUGGGCGAAGUCCUAUAGAAAGGUUACAUCUCUGCAUGAUCGAGCUUAUUUUCUAUUUGAAAAGGGGUUAUAGCUACAGGCAUUUUAAAUUAAUCACUUUCAUUGUUCAUUAUGAUUGAACUGAAAUCUAGUAAUAAAUGAUGAAUGGGUCAAAGGUCGGUGAAGUCAAAGCUGCAAAUGUUUAGUGGUACUUUUAAGUGCUCUAGCUCUAGUCAUAAUUUGUACAUCCUUUUUAUUAUGAAGGCUUCAUGAUUCAUGGGAUUCUGGGAAGAUGAUCAGGCAUAGUAUUCUGGGAAGGUGAUCAGGCAUAGUAUUCUGGGAAAGAGAUCAGGCAUUGUAUUCUGGGAAGGAGAUCAGGCAUGGUAUUCUGGGAAGGUGAUCAGGCAUAGUAUUCUGGGAAAGAGAUCAGGCAUUGUAUUCUGGGAAGGAGAUCAGGCAUGGUAUUCUGGGAAGGUGAUCAGGCAUGUUCCCAGAUAAAAAUAAGCUACACCUCAGCUCUGCCGUUUAAUAAUUGUAACAUAGGACUUGAUUAGAUAAGGGAAUUGAAUCUGUUUAAUAAAACUUUAUAAGUCUAAAGACUUUAGAAGUUCACCCAUGUUUAGAGGUGAGUGGUCUCACAAGGUUCUUUCAUUCAAGGCCGACCACUGCAUGGUUAUUCAGAAUGGUACAUAUCAAACAUUCAGUCAAUAGAAUCAUGGAAUAAAAACAGGUUUAACAAAAAAUUUUAAUCAGAUUGUUUAUUUGCUUUAAAUAAUUUUUUAUUAAUGGAGACAUGAAAAAGCAUGAAAGAUUUUAUAGCCCCUGCUUGUGUCAACCAAUUGUAACAUGCUUAUGUCUGGUCAACACCUUGUAGGUGAGCCAAAACCCAACUUCCUGUUGAAACUGAGAAGAGAUUUGCCUCCCAUUAAAGAGACGGAAGUCGAUGCCUUGGCUCGGUGGCUGGAUGACGGCUGGUAUUACCGAUGUAAGUGUUUUUACAAAUUUCACCAGUUGUUAUUGUUGUGACAAAAAAAAUAACAUGUUCGUACAAGUUUUGUUUGUAUAAGCGGUAAGAUGACAUACUAGAAAACCUUUAAACUGUAGUGGAGGACAUACCACGGUGAAAAACUAUACACAUGUAUUCAAGUAUGCUUGAUUAAAAAAUGUCAUAGCUGCGCAACAAAUUUUGAUGCAAUUAAAAAUUUUGUUUGUUUUUUAGGGGCAUUUUUUAUAUUAGACAACUGUUAAGCAGUUUUGUGUUGAAAUAGCUUCAACGCUUAUCUUUUAAUCUUGUGGCUAAUUGAGUGCCUGCUUCCAACUUUGGUGGCUGAGUGCCUGCUUCCAACUUUGGUGGCUGAGAGCCUACUUCCAACUUUGGUGGCUGAAUGCCUGCUUCCAACUUUGGUGGCUGAGUGCCUACUUCCAACUUUGGUGGCUGAGUGCCUGCUUCCAACUUUGGAACAUCCUAUACAACACUGCCAUUGUACUAUAGGGCCAGUCCAUACAACACUGCCAUUGUACUAUAGGGCAAAGCUAUACAACACUGUCAUUGUAAUAUAGGGCCAGCCUAUACAACACUGCCAUUGUAAUAUAGGGCCACCCUAUACAACACUCUCAUUGUAAUAUAGGGCCAGUCUAUACAACACUUUCAUUGUAAUAUAGGGCCACCCUAUACAACACUGCCAUUGUAAUAUAGGGCCACCCUAUACAACACUCUCAUUGUAAUAUAGGGCCACCCUAUACAACACUCUCAUUGUAAUAUAGGGCCAGCCUAUACAACACUGUCAUUGCAUUAUAGGGCAAGCCAAUACAACAAUGGCGUUGUGACAUAGGGCCAGCCUAUACAACACUGCCAUUGUAAUAUAGGGCCAGCCUAUAAAACACUGACAUUGUAAUAUAGGGCCAGCCUAUGCAACACUGUCCUUGUAAUAUAAGAUCAGCUUAUACAACACUGCCAUUGUAAUACAGGACUAGCCUGUACAAUACUUACAUUGUAAUAUAAGACCAGCCUAUACAACACUACCAUUAUAAAAUAGGGCCAGCCUAUACAACACUGUCAUUGUAAUAUAGGGCCAGUCCAUACAACACUGCCAUUGUACUAUAGGGUCCUUGUAAUAUAAGAUGGCCUAUACAAAACUACCAUUAUAAAAUAGGGCCAGCCUAUACAACACUGUCAUUGUAAUAUAGGGCCAGCCUAUACAACACUCCAAUUGUAAUAUAGGGCCAGCCUAUACAACACUCUCAUUGUAAUAUAGGGCCAGCCUACACAACACUCCAAUUGUAAUAUAGGACCAGCCUAUACAACACUCCAAUUGUAAUAUAGGGCCAGCCUAUACAACACUCCAAUUGUAAUAUAGGGCCAGCCUAUACAACACUCCAAUUGUAAUAUAGGGCCAGCCUAUACAACACUCUCAUUGUAAUAUAGGGCCAGCCUAUACAACACUCCAAUUGUAAUAUAGGGCAAAGCUAUACAACACUCUCAUUGUAAUAUAGGGCCAGCCUAUACAACACUCCAAUUGUAAUAUAGGACCAGCCUAUACAACACUCCAAUUGUAAUAUAGGACCAGCCUAUACAACACUCCAAUUGUAAUAUAGGGCCAGCCUAUACAACACUCCAAUUGUAAUAUAGGGCCAGCCUAUAUAACACUCCAAUUGUAAUAUAGGACUAGCCUCUACAACACACUCAUUGUAAUAUAGGGCCAGUCGUACAACACUCUCAUUGUAAUAUAGGACCAGCCUAUCCAACAUUGCCAUUGUUAUAUGCUAGCUGAGGCUACCAUUUUGAUAGACCUGUAAGUCAACUUCAGGAAAGUUGCAACAGUGAAGGACACUGAACAACACCCCACUGCAAGAUAUGGCAUUGUUGUAGUGCGCAGAAAGCAAGGUCACGUUUACUGAUUGUGAGAAGUCAAACAACUAUACUAUCAGCAUAAUAUCAAGAUUUUGGAAUGUUGAAGUCCUUCUGGAGUUUUCCCGACCUGAAGAGCCACAACACAACCAGAAACUUUGACAGUGAUUUUUUUAGUAUUCUUAUGUGUAUAUUGGAAUGAUUGAAACAACUAGCAGGUCAGAACUGAAGCUGGGGGUUUUCCAGACCAAACGCAUACAAGUGGUUAACAGAAUCUUUUGGCCAAAGACAAUCUCCAAUGAAGAAUUGCAACGUCCUCAAACUAACAUCACCAGACAGAACUAAAGCGGACUGCCUUUAAAAUAAGACCGAAAAAGACCACAAAAGAUAAGACACAAAAAAUAGAUGUGUCAUUAGAAUAGUGAAGUGUCCCACGGAAGCAGCUGAAAGACGGAAGUUUGGUCCCUUGGCCAUUGCAUAUAUGCCAACACCAUCAAUGGCAUUCACUAAUUUUGAUCUGAUAGAAAACAGCCCCUGUCUAACGCCAUAGUCUCAACUCAAAGCUGCAAGGGUGUGUGUAUUCUUACACGACUAAGUUAAACAAUCAGUUUUACUUUGUCCUCCAAUAAACAGAGUCCUGAGUUGACAUAGCAACGAACAAAGAUUCGUAUUUUGUGUUUGAAUGUGUGCUCAGCAACAGGAAGCCAAGAGUCAGUGCAAGGGAGAUUUUCUAGAACUAAGUCCCUAUCAUCAACUUUGCUAAAUUAUAAACAGUGUAUGACAGCGUAAUUUUGGACACUAAGCUUUCUUUAAAAACAAAUCAAGAAAGGUUGCCAAGAAAGCUCUACAAGAAAACUGCCUUGGAAGUGCCAAGAUCCCAUUUUCCCGUCAAAGGGAAAAAAAAAUAUACAAGCUUGAAAUUCUGCCAUAAACCGCAAUAGAUUGAAAUCAUAACCAUUAUAUUUCAGGUCUGAGCCUUUGUGUAAAAAAUGUGUUCACUUCAAGAGUCAUGCAGUAAGAACGUUGCUUGUGAAAAUAUCAAGUCAAGUGAGGACUGGAUGCAUGAAAUAACUACUUGGGCGUAGGUAAAUGGCAGGUUGGAGCACCAAAAGGCUCCUUGGGAAAACAAUGUUAACUAACGCUAAGAGAUACAACAUCGUCUUCCGGAUCAUACCAGCCGACUAAAUCGACCAAUGACUGUGCCGUAAGCCAAUUUCUUUCCCAAACUCCGCCCGCAGCAUAAGUUUCCAAACCUAAAGAACAUGAUGGUACUUGUUAGUGAAACAACAACAAAAACAACCUUUUUUUUAUUUGAUGUUUAAAUUGUUCGUCUGGGACACGUUAACCUUUUGCCAAUUAUUGAUUUGUCACCCUCCCGCCCCCUUAUGAUGACCUAUUCUUCAAUGGCGCCUAUAUCGUUCAGUUCUUUUCUUGCGCAUAUAUUUUGUCUUAGUUUUCAUUUAAGACCACGCCUCAGUUGGUAACAUCUAAAAUGCCUGACAUUAUUUUCAUAUUUUUAGAUUGCACACUAUAUAUUUACUGAGCAAUCGUUUCCCUGGCUGAUUGAUUUGUUAUCUGUCGAUCACAUCACAACAUUAAUACAUAUAAAAAAUCGAAUUGAUGAAACACGGAUUAUGAGUCUUAACAGAAACUAGUGAAACUAGGCCAUAACGCACGCCCAAGGUCUAACUGGUGAUUGCCGACUUUUUGGUGCAGCCUCCGAAGAUUUCCGCAAACGUCUCCCGGUAUUUGCUGCUCAUCGUGUAGUACAUGAAGAUGUUGACGCUCGCGUUGAGCACCUCAAAGACUUGCGCCAGCGACACCAUGACGUAGUAAAUUUUGGCAUUCCUGCCCGUGUAGGUGAACUCCGAGUCCAGGAACAUCCAGAUGUACACGGCGACGAUCGGAGUGGAGCAGACGAUGAUGACCGCGGCGAUCAGCGUGACCAUCGUGAUGGUCUUCUUGUUCCGCGCCGACAUGUUCUCCUUCUGUCCUUGGUCAGACGUGGCCUCCAUGCGCCAUUGUUCUUUGGACUGAAGUUUAAAAAUCAGUAUGGCCGUCAAGAUGAUCUCGGCGAUGAAAGUUCCAAUUAAAAACGUAGCGUACAGAAUGGCGGUCAGGCCCAUCAUGUGGGAGUACUGCCUCCUGGGGACCAACCCCAACAGGGUGCGAUUGACCUCGGGGAAAAAUUUCCAAUCGAUGUAUAAAUAGGAAUACUCUGGAACCAAGAGGCUUAUCAUCAGCAGAAAACAUAAACAGAUUAUGAUGACGGUCCUUCUCGGGGUGAGGAUCUGCUUGACCUUGAGGGGUGUGACGAUGCAGAGGCACCGUUCCACCGUAAUGUACAGCGUGAUCAGGCAGGUGAUGCGGGCAAAGCAGUCGUGCGGGUAGCAGGCGGUCAGGUGCUGGAUGUCCGCCGGAUCGAUCGACAAAUUGACCUUGUAGAAGAGCGGGUUCAUGCACACGUUGUACCACAGCUGGGUGAUGAGGCUGAGGAUGUCCGAGAUGGCUAUACCGAACAGGCUGAUGUUGAUGGAGUUGUCCAGGCCUUGCUUGUAGAAGAUCGUCAUGUUGAUGAUGUUGACCACCGUGCCGAACACGGACAGGACGUUGCAUAUGACCAGAUUGUUCACCACCACCACUAUCCAGGUGACGUCAGUGCCGAAUAUGGCGUCCAGAAGUUUGAUGGCUUGAAAGUCAUCGUUGGGGGAAACUGUUUUGGUGCUCACCUCUGAAAUCAUGUUUAGAUAUCUUGUCUUUCUCAGAGAACCAGUUUAAUAUCCUUUUCCCCCACUAACCCUUUGAAUAAAAAUCUUUAUUACGAGAUACUGUUUUGAGCCAACAAAAUUAGCUCACUACACUUUGAUACACUUCAACAGUUCGGAAAUCUCUGGGUGAAUCCAGCAACCAAUUAAGUGUGAACCCCACCCCCCCCCCCCCCCCCNCCCCCCCCCCCCCCCCAAGUUAAGCCAAUCUUUACGACUUAAAAAUUGGCCUCGUACGCCUGUUCUGGUGGCUCAAUUAUGCCCCUUGCUUCAGUUAUCUCCCUUGUUUUGAGCUGCGUCACCUAAAUGUUUAUAGCGAUUAUUGUAUCAAAGCCCGCGGGAGUAAUCAUUACCUCAUCACACAGUCUACCAGCUAAUUAUCUUUCUUCCCAGCUUUGUGUUUCUUAGUGGCUGUCACAUGUUUUCCCCAUUAUCCUUAAAUCACUAUUGACCUUUGUCAUCCCAUUAUCCUUAACUUACUACUGACUUUUGUCAUCAGAAAUUUUGAUUCUCAACGGAGAUUCAGAUUUUUCUAAUCAACUUUGACCGAUAACUCAUUCAUUAUGUUAAUUUUGGGAAGAAAUGUGUAUGUAUCACUCCAGACAGUUUGAUCUACUAAAAUUACACAAAUAUAAAUCCAAUAAAGUGAAAUUGAAUACCUACAAAUGGUUAUUUUAUUUACUAAAUUAUCUAAUUUUCAAGGUUGUUUUUAUUUUUUUCGUUUCUUAUUUUUUUUUUUACAAUUAAUUUUUGUUGUGGUAAAUAAUGAGGUAGGUCUCUAGAUGAGUUUGAUCUCAAUUGUCUUUGUUACUUUUGUUAAGAUUAUGAUAACUAAAUUACUUUUCUUACGUCUCCAUCUGAAUCUGAUGCUUAAGUUUAGCCACGGGGAUUGAAUUUUGAUUAUUUAUUUUAUUAUUAUUGUAAAAUACUGCUUCUAUUUCUAUGAAUAAUAUUACUCAAAUUUAAUUUUAUUGAAUAAUUUGUCACAUUUGUAUUACCACCCACCCUACCUAAAUGACGAACAAUUUAUUAGGGAAUCCACCCCCCCAACCCCCCCCCCCCCCCACCCCCCCCCAACCCCCCCCCCCCCAACUCCCACACAAAGAAAGUUUUUUUUCCUAUUGAAUUAGUUUAAAGAUAUUUGAAAGAUUAGCUGGUGUUAUUGGCAUUGCAUUGCUAAAACUGAAUCGGACUGACAAGGAAAUUAAAGAUUUUAGCCUUGGAUAAUUUUUUUUUUAAAAAUUGACAUCAUUUGUUCAUCUGGCUAUCUCAGAUAAUUCAGCAAUUUUCUAAAGACAAGAAUUUCAAAUAUUGAUUUGACUUUCGGCAGUUUGAAAAAGAAAGGUUUCAAUGACUCAUAACACCGCGAUAAAGUAAAUAAAACUAUAUGGUCUAAGCUUUGUUUAACUAUUACUUUACAUAAAAAUUGUGUGUUUUUGUUUUCGAUGUGGUGUAGAUGGAGACAGCAUGGUGCAACAGCACAAGUUGGUCAUACUUAUCAUUGUUCAGUCAGGCUAUGAUGGUAGAAGGGAACUGCAUUGUCAUUUCUGCAUGGUUGUGUUACAUUGGAGAUCAGGGAGGCCAUAGCCUAAACAUCUGAACUAGGGAGACCUUAGCUUAAACAUCUGAACUAGGGAGGCCACAUAGCAUAAACAUCUGAACUAGGGAGGCCAUAUAGCAUAAACAUCUGAACUAGGGAGGCCAUAUAGCAUAAACAUCUGAACUAGGGAGGCUACAUAGCAUAAACAUCUGAACUAGGGAGGCCAUAGCUUAAACAUCUGAACUAGGGAGGCCAUAGCUUAAACAUCUGAACUAGGGAGGCCAUAGCUUAAACAUCUGAACUAGGGAGGCCAUAGCAUAAACAUCUGAACUAGUGUUGAGUUGAAAUGGUCAUUAAGAAAAGCAUUGGUUUAAUUACAUGCAGGCAGUAAUGACAUUUGUAGAAAUGGUUGAAAGUAUGCAAUGAGAAAGUUGAAAGCAACAAUCCUAGAAAUACUAGUGGAUGAUGAUAGAGGACCUAAUCUCCAUAAAUCUCCAUCAAGUUAUGAAACUGUAAGAAUUUUAGAAGCACUACACUUUGUUAAACUACAAUUUACUUUUGAACGCUUCAGUCAAAUCCUUAAACAAAAAUAUUAUUAUUUUUAAUAAGAUGUCACAUCAGUCUCCAUGGUAAUAUUCAAAUAAUGAACAUCAGAAAAGGGAGAUCAUUGUUUUAAAAUAGCUGAAAAAAAAAAUUUGGUGUGCAUCAUAAAUUGAUGCAACUUUCUAAAAAUCAACCAGUAAAUGUAAUAUUAGGAAAUUUUUACUACCUGACAUAUAGGUUCAGGUGGGCAAUAAUGUUAAUGGAUUCUGAUGGGCUCAUAAAGUUAUCAUUAGGUCACUAAUGAAUAUGUUUGUUGAAUUUCGUCCAAAACUUGGCAUACUAUGAAAAUAUCUCAUAAAAUAAGAUAUCUGGUCACAAUCUCAUUAUUAUGCUUACGAUUAAAAGAUCUUUUUUUUUUAAAGUGUCCAAUUCCUACUUCUGUUUUCCUUAUAUAAUUCCCAUUCCACUUCUCAAUAUAGUUUCUUCUGUAAUUUGCUUUACUCUUUCCACAAGUGAUACUAUAAUAUUUAAAAAACAAAAUUAUAUCUUUUAAAUCUUUUUUUUUAGAGUAAUUUAUUGUUGAAUAAAUUAUUAAUUUUUUUAAAACAAGUGUUUUUUUUUUAAUCUUGAGAUUUUAAAGACAGGAAUUUAUUUUUGAAAUCUAGAAAUACUUUAAAACUGGCUUUUGUUAAAGCUGGAUCCAUGUUCAUCAUUAAAGAUACUAUUUUUCUAUCUCAAUGAUGUGUGAGAAUCAACUUAACGGUUACUUGUGUCAACAGGUCACAUCAUUCGUUGCUAUUCAGAUCAAAGCUAUGAUAUGAAAGACAGCACAGGACUAGUUGAGAGGAUCUGGAGGGAAGACAUCAUCUCCGAUGAGGAUGAUUAUAACAAAGAUUUUAAAGUAAGAUAACACUUAAUAACAGAUGUGCAUAUUAGAAUUCCUGAUAGUGUGCUAUAGCUGGUUCAAACUUGUGUGUUGCUAGAUGUAUAAAAAGGGGAAGGGGGUAAAUGUGCACAAGUUAUUUUUCUGUGGGCAUUUUACUCCAUACUUAGUCAGAUAGAUCCUAUAAUAAUUAUUGGAUUAGAUUAGAAUUUAAUAAUAAUAGGCUUUGACACUCCAAAGGGGAAUUUUUAAAAAUAAUAUUGGUAUUUGAAAGAUGUGUCUCUGACUUUUAGUGACAUUAUUAGUUUUACUGUGUCAUAAAUAGAUUGAAAAUCACAUGAGUAUUGUUUUAAAUUUUAAUGAUCAUUUCCUUUCUGAUGAACAAACUGGAUUUUCAAGGGGAUAUCUAAUUUUUUAAAAAGUAUACCUUUUGUCAAAUAAAUAAUGGCUUCUUGUUGGAAAUAGAAUUAUAUUUUAUAAAGAUUAAUGUUAAUAUUAUAGUUAUAGGUCAAAAUGAAAUGUAUUCUAUUGAAUUCUGUUGUUUCAAUAACUUCACAAAUGUAUAAUACAACUGCUGUCCACAGAAUGUUUCAAUAACUUCACAAAUGUAUAAUACAACUGCUGUCCACAGAAUGUUUCAAUAACUUCACAAAUGUAUAAUACAACUGCUGUCCACAGAAUCAGUUUGAAAUAGAUAUCUGUAAUAAUCUACUGAGUAAAGAAUAUGAUUAUGUUAUUCAAAUUAUAAAAGUGUCUGCAGACAAUAGAUUCAUAUGCCCUACUUCUUUAAACAUUCUAAGAUCACUCCCCAAUUUUACAUGCUGGUUAAUAUAGCUGACGAUAUAGUCUCCCCUUUUAUAAUUCAUCAUCAGUAUUCAUCCGCCACAUAUUUCUGGGUGAGUUUUACACUAUGGUAAACAACCACUAAAUUUCAUGAUGUUACGGUUACAUGGACAUAAAUAAAUAAUAUUUUAUUUUCAAGUCCAGGCGUCAGUGUGAGAAGAAGAUAAUGAGAAAUGUCAAAGGCUAGCCAAAAUGUAAAACUAAUAUUGUAAACAUUAAUUUAGAGUUGUUUGUUUUAAAUUAAUUUAAUGACACAUCACAAAGCUUGUCAUUUCAACAAUGAACACUCCACAGGAAGGUGACACAGUAGUGGCCUUGCACCCGAAGUACAGCUUCAGCUACGCCCCAGGGGUCAUCAGUGAGUUGAAACAUGAUGAGUUUGUGGAAGUCAGAUUUUACGAUGGUCAAACAGCGGAGCUAUCCCUUCAAGAAGGCAAGGUGUACCACAUCAGCACCAGGAAGUACAAGCUUGAUGUGGAGUUCAUAGAGAAGAAGGAGAAGGAGUGGAUUGGAUCAGCUGUCAUUGCAAGGGAUGACAAGACAGGCGCCUAUUUCCCAGGUGAGUUUUUUCUUCUUGUUUUAUAAUACAAAACAGAAAUGUUUUAAUUUUGAUAUCCGAAAACCUCCUUAGAUCAGUAAAGUAAAAAACAUUUUUAUAAACAUCAUGGUAAAUUCAUUUUUUAUGAUUGUUAAUUUUGUCUCAAAAGUAAACUAAAUUUUAAUGCGAAUAAAGACAUUUAUUAUUUGAUCACUAAUAUCAAUAUACACUUAUGAAUUUGAUAACAUGUUCAUGAUGUAAAACUCAUUAUGCAUGUGACCAUGGUAAGCAAUUAGGAAACUUCUAGAGCCCGUUCCCAGGGACAUAAAUAAUUUGAAACUGUUUUGAAUAGUUGCAAAUGAGGAUGACUUUACCCUCCCCCUGCCUCUCCCAUCUUCAACAAACAUGUUUUUUCUUUAGAGUUGAUUGGGGUUGUUGAUUGCACCAGAAAUAAAGUGCAGGCUCUAUCUAUAGAACUCAAGCUAUAGAACUCUAGCUAUAGAACUCUAGCUAUAGAACUCUAGCUAUAGAACUCUAGCUAUAGAACUCUAGCUAUAGAACUCUAGCUAUAGAACUCUAGCUAUAGAACUCUAGCUAUAGAACUCUAGCUAUAGAACUCUAGCUAUAGAACUCUAGCUAUAGAACUCUAGCUAUAGAACUCUAGCUAUAGAACUCUAGCUAUAGAACUCUAGCUAUAGAACUCUAGCUAUAGAACUCUAGCUAUAGAACUCUAGCUAUAGAACUGUAACUGUGCACCAGUAGUGUUUAGCCACACCAGAAAUAUUUUAUCUCCUUAAGGGAAGCAACACCUGACAAUCAUUUUUUAAAAUAUUUAUAAUUUAAUAGUUGAGAAAAUUCAGUAAGUACACAAAUAAUGUUGGUGUUUUAUUUUGUAACAUGUUUGCACCCUGUUCCAUAUGUGCCUAUACAGAUACUAAAAUUGUAAGACAGCUGUGUGGGAGGGGGGGGGACAUUUCUAGGCUACAUUUAUGUCACAUUUGUUGUUCUUUACAUAAUAAGUUUAUGAGAAAAAUGUUGGUUUGAAGGGGUCAGAAAUUACAGGACUGCUGCCAGGGGAGAGAACCUGCAGGGAACCCUCACAUUCAAGUGGUAGCAAAUACAAAAAUAUACUUUGUUGAAUUAUUGAAACUUCCCACUUACAGCAACCACUCAGGUGGUAUCAAGCAAGCUUUUUGAUUGGUGGUAAUUUUGACAGUGUUUAGAAAAAUAUGAUGAUUUUUAAGAAAAAUUAGUGAUGUUCAACAUGAAUAAUUUCACGUUUUUUCCAUAGGAACUGUAAGGAAGAAGAUCAACAGUCAAAUGUACUCCAUUGAAUGGGCCAAUGGAAGCUCUUCACAUCAAAGUGUCAUACAUAUAUUUGGUGCUUUCACCCGACAACCAAAGCUGAGCCGAGGGGACAAAAUCCUCGCUUGUGUUGAUCCGCAUCAAGUCAAAUAUUUGCCAGGGGUUCUUAAUGAUUACAAAGAUGGGAAACUGGUGGUUAAAUUUUGCAAUGAGGAAGUGUAAGUAUCUGGAAAAUAAGUUACAAUAUUAUUUUUCUACUGCAGUCAUGUGCAGCUUAAAUGUUGUGUAAUCCAAAAUAUAGUAACGAUUACUCUUUUGUCCACAAUAUGGUAAAAUUUAACUUAUGAGUAAGUCCCAUGUUGUAAUUGGGCAUUUACGUCUUAUUUACAAACAUCAUUAAUUUUUGCCUGCUAAUUAUGGAUUAAGUAAUUUCAUCAAAACAAAAUGUGAUAAUAGUUAUUUCGGAACUUUUAUUUAUCUACAAAAAUCUGGCAAGGUGGCAGAUAACAUUUUACAGAUAUUUUAUUAUAAUCCUACAGACGUGAUGACAUCGAAGAGGGUCCUUGGUACUAUCUGAGUCAAGUCUAUUAUGAAGAUGCCAUGAACUAUUACAAGAAUAAAAAUAAUAUGAAGAAAUACUGAGUUAAAAACUGCUUGCCUUGUCACAGCUUUCUGUGUACACAUCAGUUUGGGUUUACCAUUAAAUAAAAUUUUCAGCGGAGGUCAGUUGACUCACUUCUGAUGUUAGGUGAAAUGUUGUUUAUUUUUUAUGUAAUCAAGAAGAUUUGGUUUCUUGAAUUUAUAAAUUAAAGAUGGUCUUUAUCAAUUACUUGUCAUUAUUUUGAAAGACACGAAUGAACUCUAUUUAACUUAUGUUAGUACAUUGGUAAUUUUUUGCAAUAAUUCUUUCUUAUAAAAUUCUUUUAGCUUCUGUUUUAUAAAAAUGUUUGUGUAUUACACAAGAACUCAUUUUUCAAUUUUAUAUAUUGUCAUUUGUCUACAUAUUGAAAUGUAUUUAUUUAUUAUUUAUUUGAGGCAAAACUUAAAAAUAACUUAAUUUAAGCUUGGAGCUUAAAUUGUUUAAAUGAUCAACAGUAGAACACCACAAUUGUUACGGCUAUUACAACAGUUACAUAGCUAUUGAGGAAGAUUGACCCUUGACACCAUGUUAUUGAAAUGCUCUCAAGACAAUGGUGUCAAUAUGAUAUAAAUUGUAAAUGAUAAAAUACCUUUGAUAAACUGAUAUAAUAAUAUUUAUAAAAGGUCAUGUUCAUUAGUUUCACACCCUGAACUCAUUACGUGGAAUAUUUGUUUAAGUUUUACUGUCUACUUCCCUGGAGACUUGAAAUAUUGGAAUAUUCUGCAGAUUUAAACAUAUAAAAACCAAAUGCCAAUGUAAAUGUAUCAAUACAUUGUUAGUCCAUAGUUUUUUUUCAAAUAUUUUUUGUAUAAAGAUAGAUACAUAUUUAUAAAUAGAACAAAAUCAAGGUUUUGAUUUUUUUCAAGUGGCUUUGCUGUAACCACUGAUAUUGCCAUGUUACCAUAGGUCUGAAUAAAAGGACAUGUAUAAAAGUGUUAAUGUUUGCUGAUCACAUCAUGACAUCAAUGCCAAAACUUUUUUUUUGAUGUGUUGAAAUAUCAUGUAUAUAGUUACCCAAGUGAUGUCUUGGGGCAGAGUCAAUAACAAAAAAAGGGACAAAAUGGCGAAUAUGUUAUAAGUGCCACAAGUGGGCCUUCUGAGAUCACUGUCUGGGAUAGCCUUCUGUGAUAGCAUAAAGCCUUCUGGGAUAGCAACUUGACAAACAAUCCAUUUAUAUAAAGAAUCCCUGUCUGCCUGAUUGGAUUAUGUCAAACUCAGUCAAACUUUGGAAGCUCUUCACCAAAAGGACGGGCCAUUUAUUGUCCUCCACAAGAAAGGACUGGCCAUUACAUGCCCUGUGAUUUUAAGAAAUGAUCUUGAAAUAUUAUUUGUGCUGUUCUGUGAUAUUCAAACUGUUAAUGUACUAAGUGUAAUAAUUAAUGUUUUUUUCUUUCUAAUGUAAAAUAUUUUUGUCUUUUAAAUAAUAUGAGGCUUAAAUCCCUACAUGAAUAUGAUUAUGUGAUUAUCUUUUUAAUUUUUCAAGAAAAAAUCGCUAUCUUAUCAUUUUUUGUAUUUUUAUUAAUUUAGCAAAAAAUUUUAUGCUUACUUCUAUGAGUACUAUGACAAAUUUAACAGUGCAAAUUUGAAUAUUUUAAUUAUUUUCUGAACUGAAGAGCCAAAUUCAGAAAACUGUAAAAGGAACCUACAUCUUCUUCAACUUUUUAGCCAACUACUAUGGCAGUUACAUAAAUCACAAUUCUUGUUUGCAAAUAUUGUUAUCUAUUUAUAGUUUUAAACUUUCUUUAAUGUUUUUGAAAAAAUAUGUAAUUAACUAGGAAUUAUUGCUAAUGAAUCUUUUGAAAAAAAUAGUAGUAAAGCACAUUAUAUUUCUUUUAUGUUGUUUUGCUAGAGGCUAGAUGAGCUGAGACCAGUUAAACAUGAAGCAAAUGUUAGAAUAAAAUUAUUCCCUAGA
Molecule: messenger RNA, 48396 nt
Organism: Lymnaea stagnalis (great pond snail)
Lineage: Eukaryota; Metazoa; Mollusca; Gastropoda; Lymnaeidae
Source: the annotation of a GenBank genome assembly